CUCCGCUGCAAAUGAACGCUCGCCUGGAAGGCAGGGGGUGGUUUUGUGUCUUACAAUGCCUGUUUGUUGUGGACUGGAUGGCUCACCUGAAUGUGCGGAACUGGCAGUGCCGCUCCAGCCUCACCCUCCCACACUGCUUAACAGAAGUAUUUGCCAGAUCUUUUUAUCCUCUCCUGACCAAAGCGCUCAGCUCUUGCCCCUGUUCUUUGCCUCUCGUUCUGUUGGUGAAGAUAUCACAGUGAUGUCUGCAUUCAACCUGCUGCAUUUGGUGACAAAGAGCCAGCCAGCAGCCCUGCGAGCCUGUGGGCUUCCCUCAGGGUCAUGUAGGGAUAAAAAGAACUGUAAGGUGGUCUUCUCCCAGCAGGAACUAAGGAAGCGACUAACACCCCUGCAGUACCAUGUCACUCAGGAGAAAGGGACCGAAAGUGCCUUUGAAGGAGAAUAUACACAUCACAAAGAUCCUGGAAUAUAUAAAUGUGUUGUUUGUGGAACUCCGUUGUUCAAGUCCGAAAGCAAGUUUGACUCCGGUUCAGGUCUCACUGAGAUCCUCCACUCUUUUCUCAAGUCCAGUAAGUAUCUUUAUGACCAUUACUUCGAAUCAUUUGUCAGUUAUAUUACUUAUUUCUAUUUCAUAUUUAGCUCUUUUGCUGUGGUUUUAUCUUGUUCUUUCUUUUGGGACAUAUUCCUUUGUCUCCUCACUUUGUCUAACUCUCUGUUUGUUUCUGUGUAUUAGAAAAGUCAGCUACAUUACUUGAUCUUGAAAGCAGUGGCCUUAUGAAGAAGAGUUCUGUAAUGCCCUGCAGCACAAUGCCCCUUAUUCAUUUCAGGGGUGUUGCCUAUGUGAAUUGUAUGUGCCCUACUAUUGUGGUUGAGGUGUGUUUGCCCUCAGUCCAGUUGUGUGCAGUGGCCCUCUUUGCCUUUUGUGGGUAGGAUUUGGUCCCUGUGAUGUUAAGUGGCCAGUUUGGUGCUGCCAUGGGCUUGUAGUUGGGCGGUUGCAGCAGUCAGACCAGAUGUCUGCCCUCAGCCCAUUUUCCAGGGCGGUGGUUGCGCCGGACUGCAGAGUGCUCUCCCUGUCUUAUCUCCUUGAGAGACUUGCAUUGGUGGGUAGGGCCUACAGACAAACCAGUUAUCUGUCCUCAGUCUGUCCAUUGGGGCUGAAGUAGGACCAACCUGUGUGGUGCUCUCCCUGCCUUGUCCCCUGAGAGGCUUCUGUUUGUGGGCAGGGCCAGCAGUCAGAGCAGAUGCCUGCUGGGGGCUUCAGAUGCACUGAUUGACAGGGCACUCUCUGCACUGCCAGUUAUAAGGUUUGGCUGCUGGGGCUGCGAGUAUACCGGUGUGUGUGGUUAUUUUUCCCUCCCCCCGUGGCAGGAGUCACUUUGGAGUGGCACUUGUCCCUGCCAGAGUUGCUUGCAGGAUAUGACAUGGUAGGAGCUGCUUUGGAGGGACUCCUCAUGAGUGGGGUGGAUUGGAUGUGGUGGAUCUGCAGAAGGAUACAUGCGUGGGCAUGUGGUCUUAGCAAGCUAGGUGGCAAGCAUUCAUGCUGGUUCCCACAAGUGUCUGGUUAUCCAAGUUGAGGAGUAGGAAAGAGAAAUGGUGCCUGCCAGCGUUUUUGUUCUUGGAGAAGUCUCUCCAGCACACAUUCCGAGAUUAGUAAAUAAAUCCUCACGCAUACCCCAGGCACUUUUCAAACUGCUGCUUCUAUGCUGUAUCUUGGUGGGAUGGUUUAUUCUGCUGGCUCUUUAAGGAAGAGGACUCAUUUUCUUUCACUCUCUGGCUCUCCCAGAGCUAAGCCCUGUGAUUUUUAAAGUACUUGGAGUUAAAUCUCACUGGUUAUAAAAACUUGUGAAGUUUUCAAAACUUCACUGAAAACCGGUUUUCAAAGCCAAAUAUUAUAGAGACUCAUCUUUCCAGUGCAGGUCCCUGUGUCUGGGGUCCCUGGUGUGGGGUCUGCUCCUCUCCGUUCUCUGUGCUUCUGGUGUCCCUCCCAUUUGUGGUUAGUCUGGCCAGGAGUUUGGUUCCUGGCUGGAUCUCUGCCCCUCCUACCAUUUCCAGUGUGGCCUCCUCUUUAUGAUUAACUGUGGAAAGUCUAUUCUGACUGUCUUUUGGUUGUUUUCUGUGUUAAUUACACUGAUAUGGGUGUUAUCUAGGUGUAUCCAUGGGAUGAGGUGAGCUUAAGAUCCUCCUACUCUGCCAUCUUUCAGAAGUCCCACUGGGUGUCUAUUUUUUCACCAGUGUACCUCUGCAUCCCGCAUAGUGCUUGACUUUUACUAGGAACUCAAUGGAUAUUUGCUUAAAUGAAAGAAUGAAUCAAUGAAUGAGGAAUGAAUGCAUUUAAUUAGCUCAAAUUCCACACAUAAUUUGGCUUUAGGUCACAUUUGUGGCUAGUCUCUUUCUGACUGUCUCAAUUCAGACAACUGAUUUUCUGUCUGAUUCCUAAGAGAUCUUUUUUGGUACCUUAAUUCAUGUCUUCUCCCUUGGUCCCUGUUUCUCAGUCCUUGUUAUCAGGAACCUGUCAAGAACUGUCAUGUUCUCUAGUCAGACUCACUGUCUAAGACUUGGAAUGUUGUCUCUGAAUUUCAAACAGCUGAGAUCCUGUAAGUUUGGCCAAGACUUUUAAUUCUUCAAUACCACUUUCUCCAGAUUCUCCCUCAGUGUGCUCAUGUCCUGCUCUUACAAACUCCCUCUUGCUCUGGAACAAAUUAUAGUUUUUAAAUGUACAGAAACACCUAGAUAACCCCCACAUCAGUGUAAUUAACACAGAAAACAACCCAAAGACUGGCAGGAUAGACUUUUCCACAGUUAAUCAUAGAGAGGAGGCCAGAUUGGAAAUGGUAGGAGGGGUGGAGAUCCAACCAGGAACCAAACACAGUAAGUCUCAUCAGUUGUAUUAUUCAUCAUUUUCUUUUCCCUAUUUUUUGUUUACCUUUACUUUUUGUUUUGAAAAAUGUGCAUUAACAGUGCCCACAAUAUUUGAGGAUUACAAAGUUUCUUUGUAUUUCUAAUACUUUUGUUUUUAUAUAGUUCACUGCUUUAUAGUACAUAAAAGUUCAUGAGUUCUAUUUUUGAGAAUCAUUACUUUUUAUUAAAAAUACUUUUUAUCCUAGUUGAUGUUUUUAGAAUUGAAAUUUUUUUGGUCAGAUGGUAACAGUAUCAUCCCUGCUUUCCUUGUGUUGUGUUUACCUUGUAUAUCUUUGCUAUUUCUUCAUAUUUAACCGUCUUUUGUCAUAUUAACUUAUGUGUGCCUCUUAUAACUGAAUUUUGGGUUUUUUAAAAACUUACAUGAGAAUAUUCUUAAAUUGAAGAAUUUAAGCCUUUCCUUUUUUUUUUUUUAAUUAGGGACACACCUUUUAAAGUACUUACCAUCUUAUAUUACUGUUUCUGUUUGCUAUUUUUGCCUUGUAUGUAUGUAUGUAUAUACUUGCUCAUAAAGAAAAAGCGUUCAUACAUACAUAAAUACAAAUACAUAUAGAUUUUAUAAAAUAUGGAAAUCACAAAGAAAGUAAAAAUCUCUAGUAAUUCUAUUACUCAGUCUUAUUGUUGACAUGUGUAUAGUUAUGUAUACUCCCAAUGUCUUCCUUUAAUUUUUUUAAGUAAAAAUGAGUUUAUCAUGAUAAUGCUGCUUUGAAACCCAUUUUUUUCCCACUGAACAGAAAAGUAUUAUGAACACUUUGCAUGCCACUAAAUAUUUAUCUGUAAUAUAUUUUUGUUUUCAAAUACAUUUUAAUAUAAAGUAUUUAUAAGUAAAUAAAAUAAAUUAUUCCAUCCUUUGAUUAAAUAGGAUUAUGUAGGCUUGUGCAAAGGUUUUUAAUUUACAGAAGCAUAUAUGGAAUAUGAUGCCAUUUAUGUAAAAUAUAUGAAUACAUGCAUAUAUGUGAAUUGAAUGCUCAUAUAUGUUUGAAUAUGUAUGUUUAUGUAUUAAAUACCUCUGUAUGAUUAAAAGUUUAAGAUUAAGAAUGUAUUAUUUAAGUAAAAAAUAAAAUUAGCAUAUUUAAAAAUAUUCAAGCAAAUGUCAACAAAUUACCUAACUUAAGUGAAAUGGACAAAUUCCUAGAAAGACACAAAGAACUGACAAUGACUCAAGAAGAAAUAUUAAAUCUGAAUAAACAAGUAAAAAGAUUAAGUUAGCACUCAGAAAACUACCCACAAAGGUAAGUCCGGGCCAGAAUGGCCUCACUGGUAAAUUCUAUGAAAUAUUUAAAGAAGAAUUAAUAACAAUUCUUCACAAACUCUUCCAGAAAAUAGAAAAGGGGGGAUACUUCCCAUCCCAUUCUACAAGGCCAGUAUUACUCUGAUAGCAAAACUAGUCAAAUAUCACAAGAAAAGAAAACUACAGACCAAUAUCUCUUAUGAAUACAUGCACAAAAAUUUCCACAAAAUACUAGCAAACCAAAUACAGCAGUAUAUAAAACAUUACCAAGUGGGAUUUAGCUUAGGAAUGCAAAGUUAGUUUCACAUUUAAAAAGCAAUUAACAUAGGGGUGCCUGGAUGGCUCAGUCGGUUAAGCAUUUGACUCUUGAUUUCAGCUCAGGUCAUGAUCUCAGGAUCCUGAGAUUGAGCCCCCUAUCGGGCUCUGUACUGAGCAUGGAGCCUGCUUAGGAUUCUUUCUCUCUCUCUCCCAUCUCUCAUAAAAUAAAAUAAAAUAAUAAAAUAAAAUAAAAUAAAAUAAGAUAAAAUAUCUUUUUUAAAAAAGCAGUGAAUUAAAAUACUACAUCAGUAGAAUAAAGGACAAAAACAACAUGUUUAUCUCAAUAGACACAGAAAGAGCAUUUGACAAAAAUCCAACAAUUUUUCAUGAUGAAACACUCAACAAACUAGGAAUAGAGGGAAACUUCCUCAACCUGAUAAGUGGCAUCUAUGAAAAAAACCAAAGCUAACAACAUACUUAAUGGUGAAAAGGUUGAAUGCUUUCCUAAAAGAUAAGGAUGUUCACUCUCAACUCUUGUGUUCCACACUGUACUGGAGGUUUUAGCCAGGGUAAUUAGACAAAACGAAAGAAGGAGCAAAGGAGGGAGGGAGGGAGGGAAGAAAGGAAGGAGGGAGGAAAGGAAGGAAAGAAGGAGAGAAGGAGGGAAGUAGGCAGGUAUCUAGAUUGGAAAGGAAUAAGUAAAACUAUCUCUGUUUGCAAAUGGUAUUCUCUUGUAUAUAGAAAAAUCCUAAGGAAUACAGUAAAAAUUAGAACAAAUAAAAAAUUCAUUAAGGUUGCAGUGUUCAGGAUCAAUAUACAAAAUCAGUUGUAUUUCUGAAAGAGAUUAUAGAGUAUACGUCUCAUUUCUUCCUUAAAUAUUUGUAAUAAUAUACCAGUGAACACAGCCAGGCCUAGUACUUUCUGUUUUGGAAGGUUAUUAAUUAUUGAUUCAACAUUUUAAAUAGAUAUGGGCCUAUUCAGAUGAUCUUUUUCUCUUGUGUGAAUUUUGGUAGAUUGUGUCUUUCAAGGAAUCCAUCUGUUUCAUCUAGGUUAUCAAAUUUGUGGGCAUAGAAUUGUUCAUAAUACUCCUUUAUUAUCCUACUAAUGUCCAUGAAAUCAGUAGUGAUGGCUUCUCUUUCAUUUCCAAUAUUAGUAACUUGUUAUUCUCUCUAUUUUUCUUAGUUAACCUGACUUAGAGGUAUAUAAAUUGUAUUGCUCUUUUCAAAGAACCAGCUGUUGGUUUUAUUGAUUUUCUCUAUUGAGUUCCUGUCAUCAAUUUCAUUGGUUUCUGUUCUAAUGUUUAUUAUUUCUCUUUUUUUGCUUACACUGGAUUUAAUUUUCUCUUCCUUCUCUAAUCUAAUCUUGAUUCUCCAAAGCGGAAGCUUAGAUUAUUGAUUUUAGUUCUUUCUUCGUUUCUGUAUAUAUUCAGUGCUACAAAUUUCCCUCUAAGUACUGCUUUUGCUGCAUCUCACAAAUUUUGAUAAGUUGUAGUUUCACUCAUUUAAUUAAAAAUAUUUUAAAAUUUCUCUUGACACUUAUUUGACCUGUGUGUUAAUUAAUAAUAUGUUGUUUAAUCUCCAAAUACUUUGUGUUUUCCAGCUCUCUUUCUGGUAGUGGUUUCUAAUUUAGUUCCAUUGUGGUCUAAAUGUGCACUUUGGCUUUUUUUUUUUUUUUUUUUUUAAUUCGUUAAAGUGUCUUCUCUGGCCCAGAUCUUGAUGAAUGUUCCAUGUGAGCUUGAGAACAUAUACAAUGCUGUUGUUGGACAAAGUAUUCUAUAAUUGUCAACUUGAUCCAGCUGAUUGAUGGUGCUAUUUAGUUUAAUUAUGUCCUUACUGAUUUUCUGCCUGCUGAACUUAUCAAUUAGUGAUGGAGGGGUAUUGAAUUUUCCAGCCAUAAUAGUGGAUUUGUCUAUGUCUCCUUGAAGUUCUAUCAGUUUUGCCUCAUGUAUUUUGCCUUUAUGUUGUUAGGAGCAUAACCAUUAAGGAUUGCUAUGGUCCUUUUGGAGAAUUAACCCCUUUAUCAUUAUAUAAUGCCCUCUUUGUUUACUCUGAAGUCUGCCUUGUCUGAAAUGAGUAUAGCUAUUCCAGCUUUCUUUUGAUUAGUGUUAUUAUGGUAUAUCUUUCUUUGUUGCUUUACUUUUAAGCAUCUGUGUCUUUAUAUUUAAAGUGGAUUUCUCAGAAAAACAGUAGAAAAAAAUCAACAAAACUAAGAGCUGGUGUUUUGAAAAUAUAAACAAAAUUGAUAAAUGUUUAGCUAGACAAAUUAAGAAAAGAGAAAAGACUCAAAUAAAUAAAAUCAAAAAUUAAAAAGGAGACAUUAUAAUUGACAUAGAAAUACAAAGGGUAGUAAGAGACUACUAUGAAUAAUUACAUGCUGAAGAGUGGGAUAAACUAGAAGAAAUGGACGAAUUCCUAGAAAUUUACAGCCUACUAUACUGAAUCAUGAAGAAACAGAAAAUUUGAAUAGACCAAUACAAGAGAUUCAAACAGUAAUGAAAUACUUCCUAACAUAACUAUAAAGAACAAACAAAUGGUUACCAGAGGGGUUGUGGGUGGGUGGGGGAUGGGUGAAAUAGGUGAAAGGAUUAAGAGUACACUUUCUUGAUGAGCACUGAGUAAUGUAUGGAAUUGUUGAAUCACUGUAUGGUACACCUGAAACUAAUGUAACACUGUAUAUUAACUACAUUGAAAUUAAAAUUUAAAAAAAAGAUAGUAAAUAGAGUAUUUAAGUAUUUAGUGUAAAAGUAUCACUAGAACAGAACAACAAUCAUUCUAAAUACUAAAUAAAAAGAGACAGCAAAGCAAACAAACAAAUAAAACAAACAAACCUUCCAACAAGGAAAAGCCCAGACCAGAUGGUUUCACUGAUGAAUUUUGCCAAAUAUUUAAGGAAUUAAUGCUUAUUCUUCUCAAACUCUUCCAGAACAUUGAAGAGGAGGGAAUGCUCUCAGACUCAUUUUACAAUGCCAGCAUUACCCUGUUACCAAAGCCAGAUAAAGAUGGUAUAAAAAGGAAAAUGACAGGCCAAUGUCCUUAAUGAAUCUAGAAGCAGAAAUUCUCAACAAAAUACUAGCAAACUGAAUUCAAUAACACAUUAAGAGGAUCAUAUACUGUGAUCAAUUUACAUUUGUCCGUAGGGUGUAAGGAUGUUUCAACAAUAGGUAAAUCAAUAAAUGUGACAUACCACGUUAAUAGAAUGAAGGAUAAAAAUUAUAUGAUCAUCUCAAUAGAUACAGCAAAUUCAUUUGACAAAAUUAAACAUCCUUUCAUGAUAAAAACUUUCUAUAAAUUAAGUAUAGAACAAACGUACCUCAACAUAAGGCAGGUCAUACAUUACAAACCCACAGCUAACAUCAUACGGGAUGGUGAAAGAUUGAAAGCUUUCCCACUAAGAUGAGGAUCAAGACAAGGGUGCCCACUCUCACCUGUCUUAUUCAACAUAAUGCUGGAAUUCAUUGUCAGGACAGUUAGGCAAGCAAAAGAAAUAAAAGGCAUCCAAAUAGGAAAGGAAGAAGUAAAAUGAUAUCUGUUCACAGACAACAUGAUCUUAUAUAUAGAAUUCUCUAAAGACUCCACUAAAAAGCUAACUGGUAGAACUAAUAAGCAAAUUCAGUAAAGUUGCAAGAUACAAAAUCAAUAUACAAAAAUCAAUUGCUUUUCUAUACACUAGCAAUGAACUAUGUGGAAAAGAAAUAAAACAAUCCCACUUAAAAUAGCAUCAAAAAUGAUAAAGUACUGGGGUGCCUGGUGGCACAGUUGGUUAAGUGUCCGACUCUUGGUUUCAGCUCAGGUCAUGAUCUCGUGGUGGUGGGAUCAAGGAUCUUGUUGGGCUCUGUGCUCAGAGCAGACUCUGCUUGAGUUUCUCUCUCCUUCAUCCUCUGCCUCUCUGCACCAUGUUCCCUCUCUCUCUUUGGACUAAAUAAAUCUUUUUUAAAAAUGAUAAAUUACUUAGGAAUAAAUUUAACCAAGGAGGUGAAAGAUCUAUAUACUGAAAACUCUAAGACACUGAUAAAAGCAGUUGAGGAAGACACAAAUGAAUGGAAAGAUAUCCUGUGCUCAUGGAUCAGAAGAAAGUAAUAUUGUUAAAAUGUCCCUACUACCCAAAGUGAUCUACUGAGUCAAUGCAAUCCCUAUGAAAAUUCCAGUGGCAUUUUUUUCACAGAAAUAGAGAACACAUUCCCAAAAUUCAUAUGGAACCACAAGAAAAAAACAAACCAAAAACAAAACAAAACAAAAAACUACAAAAAAACAAAUAGCCACAGGAAUCCUUAGAAAGAAGAAUAAAGCUGAGGUAUCACACUUCUUGAUCUCAAAACAUAUUACAAAGCUAUAGUAAUCAAAACAGUGUGGUACUGGCAUAAAAACAGACAUAUAGACGGAGCAGAAUGGGGAGCCCAAAUAUAAAUUCACACAUUAUACAGUCAACUAAUACUUGACAAGGACACCAAGAAUACACAAUGAGUAAAGGAUAGUCAUUUCAAUAAAUCGUGCUAGGAAAACUAGGUUUUCACAUGCAAAAUAAUGAAAUUGGGUCCCUAUCUUAUACCACUCAAAAAUAUUAACUUGAACUAGAUUAAAGACUUAAAUGUAAGACCUGAAAUUAUAAAAAUGUAAGGCCUCACACUGUAAAAUGACUAGAAGAAAACAUAAGGAGAAAGCUUCUUGACAUGGGUGUUGGCAGUUUGGGAUAUGACACCACAAGGGCAAUGCAACAAAAGCAAAAAUAAAGCAAGUAGAACUCCAUCAAACUAAAAGUCUUCUUUGCAGCAAAAGAAACAAUCAGCAAAAAUAAAGGGCAACCGGGGCACCUGGGUGGCUCAGUCGUUAAGCGUCUGCCUUCAGCUCAGGUCAUGAUGCCAGGGUCCUGGGAUCGAGCCCCACAUCGGGCUCCCUGCUCAGCGGGAAGCCUGCUUCUCCCUCUCCCACUCCCUCUGCUUGUGUUCCCUCUCUCGCUGUGUCUCUCUGUCAAAUUAAUAAAAUCUUAAAAAAAUAAAUAAAUAAAAUAAAGGGCAACGUACAGAAUGGGAGAAAGAAGAUAUUUGCACACCAUAUGUCUGAUCAGGGGUUAAUAUCCAAAACAUAUAAGGAACUCCUACAACUCAAUAGCCAAAAAACAAACAAUCGAAUUAAAAAUAAGACAAUGGACUCGAUAGACAUUUUUCUAAGAAAGACAUACUCAUGGCCAACAGGCACAUGAAAAGAUGCUCAACAUCACUAAUCAUCAGGGAAAUGCAAAUCAAAACCACAAUGACAUAUUCGCUCACAUCCGUUAGAAUGGCUAUGAUUAAAAAACAAAAAUGAAAACAAAAACAAAAAAAACAAGCGACAAAAGUUUUGAUGAGGAUGUGGAGAAAAUGGAACGCCAGGGCACUAUUGGUGGGAUUGCAAACUGGUGUGGCCACUAUGGAAAACAGUAUGGAGGUCCCUCAAAAAAUUAAAAAUAGAACUACCAUAUGAUCCAAUAAUUCCACUUCUGGGUAUAUAUCCAAAGGAAAUGAGAUGUCUGCACUCCCAUAUUCAUCGCAGCAUAUUAUUCAAAAUAGUCCAGGAUGUGGAAACAAUCUAAAUGUCUUUUGAUGGAUAAAUGGAUAAGGAAGAUUGUGGUGUGUAUUUAUACAAUGGAAUAUUAUUUAUCCACGAGAAAGAAGGAAAUCCUGCCAUUACUAACAACAUGGAUGAACCUAAAGAACCCUGAAAUUAGCCAGAGAAAAACAAAUACUGUACGAUUUCACUUAUAUAUGAAAUCUGAAAAUAAAAGUUGAACUCAUAGAAACAGAAAGAGAAUGGUGGUACCAAGGGCUGGGAGGUGGGGGAGAUGGGGAGUGCUGGUCAAAGGGUAUAAGCCUUCAGUUAAAAAUGAGUAAGUUUUGGGGAUCUAAUGUACAAUACGGUGACAGUAGUUAAUAAUGCUGUGUUUGUACUUGAAAUUUGCUAAGAGAGUGGGCCUUAAGCGCUCUUACCACACACACACACACACACACACACACACACACACGGUAACUGCAAGGUGGUGGAUGUGUUAAAUAACCUGAUUGUGGUAAUCAUUUCACAAAGUAUGUGUAUGUCAAAUCAUCAUACUUACACUUUAAAUAAACACAAUUUUAUUUCUCAAAAAACAGAUUUGUUAACUACUGGUGUUAAUAGUGAUAGCUCAGGAAUUUCUUGUUAGUACCAAUUUCUUGUUAGUUCUGGUUUAAUAAAUCAUUAUGAUUUUUAAAAAAGGUUAAUACAGAAAGUGUAUUUCAAAAAGAAUUUCUGUUAGCUCUUCACUUGCAUAUAAUUCUGCUUUUAUAAAUAAUUUAGAUUUAAAUGGAACUUCAAAAAUUAUACAAACUUAGCCUGAUUUUUGUGAGUUUAGAAAAAUAAACCUCAUUUAUUGACUAGAAGAGAAAAUAUGGGCAAAGAAUCUGAAUAGACAUUUCUUCAAAAAAGAUAUACAAAUGGGCAAUAUGUGCUUUUGAAAAAAUGCAAAACAUUAGCCAUUUGGAAAAUGCAAGUGAAACCACAAUGAGAAACCACUUCCCACCCAAUAGGAUGGUUGUAAUAAAAAAGGCAGACAAUAACAAAUGUUGGCAAGGAUGUAGAAAAAUCGAAACCCUCAUAUAUUGCUGGAGGGAAUGUAAAACGGUACAGCCUCUUUGGAGAACAGUUUGGCAGUUCUUCAAACAUUAGACAUAGAGUUAGCAUAUGACCCUGCUAGCAUAUAUCACUCCUAGGAUAAAACCAAGAGAAUUGAAAACAUAUGUCCGCAUAAAAACUUGUACACAAAUAUUCAUAGUAGCAUUGUUCAUGAUAGCCCAGAGAUGGAAACAAUCCAAAUGUCCAUCAAUAAUAAGUAGGUAAAUAAAAUGUGGUAUAUUUAUUUAAUGGAAUAUUACUCAGCCAGAAAAGCAAAUGAAAUACUGAAGCAUGCUACAAUAUGAUGAACCUUGGAAACAUUAUCUUAUGUGUCAGGCGAACGUGAUAACCACUACACUACAGAAACCUGGCCACAACAUUAUCUUAUGUGAAAAAGUCAGUAAUAAAAGAGGACAUACUAUACAAUUCCAUUGAUGUGAAAUGUACAGAAUAGGCAAAUCUAUACAGACAGAAGAUAAAACAGUGUUUGCUUAGGACUGGGGUACUUGGGAGGAAAUAGGAAGUGACUGCUAAUGGAGAUAUAUGUAUAUAUCAAUAUAUAUAUAAUUUUUGCUUUUUUCUCAGUUCCACCUUUAUAGAAAUAAUUGAAAUAAUUGAAAUAAUUGGGAAUUUGUGUUUCAGAUUACUAGUCAUUUUUUUCUGACAAGAUGCCUCAUCCAUUUAUAAAAUCCUUUUUAUAUGCUACAUUAUACUUCAAACUAUAUCAUCAAUUAUGUAGAUUUAACAUUAAAAUAAUUUUUAUAGGUUUUCUUUAUCACAGCUAUUUUUUAGAUGGUAAGUCUUCCCCUAACUUGAGCUUUAUUUUCUAAUUUUUGUUUUGUUUUUAAAGAUUUAAUUAAUUUAUUUAUUUUAGAAGUGGGGAGAGGGGCAGAGGGAGAGAGAAAGAGAAAAUCUCAAGCAGACUCCCCACUGAGCAUGGAGCUCGAAUCGGGGCUCAAACUCACAACCCUGGGAUCAUGACCUGAGCCAAAACCAAGAGUUGGACACUUAACUGACUGAGCCACCCAGGUGCCCCUAUUUUCUAAUUUUUAAAGAACAGAAUGUUUAGAACCAGAACAGGGGUGGUAUACUUUGAGUGUUUCCUUGUCUGGUUACGAACAUUUUAAAGGCUUUUGCUAAAGCCCUAAUUUUAAAGGUUAUUGCCAAAUUGCUUUCCAGAAAAGUUGUGCUGAUGUAACUUCCAUUUGGAUUUUGUGGGUGUUUCUAUUUCUCCAUGCUCUCUUUCUUCAAUACUGAACAUUCUCAUCCUAUUUAGUACCUAAUAACAUACGUCAUAUUUGAAACCUAAUACCUCAUUAAUGUUUUAACUUGCAUUCUUUAUUAAUGAGUUUAAAUUUUUUAAAUAUAAUUACUGAACACUAUUUUCCUUUUAUGUAUUGCCAGAUUAUGUAAUUUGCAUAUUUUUCUAUUGGGGUAUUUAUAUAUUUUAUUGCUUUAUAAGUUCUCUUUAUAUAUUAAGGAUAUCAUCAUAUAUAUUAUAAAUAAUUUGCCCAGUUGAUACUUUAUUGGGUUUAUUUAUGCUAUUUUCUGAUUGGUACCAGAACACUUGUUGGGAUUUCAUUAGGGAGAUGGUUAAGAGCUUGGACUGUGGAUUCAAAUCCCAGCUCAACCAUUUGUUCAUUGUGUGAAAUCUUGGCAAAUUGCUCAAUCUCUGUUAACUGCUAACACUGAUACAAAAUCAAAGUGCUAACUUCAGAGUAUUGUUGAGAGGAUUAAAUGACUUAAAAGGCUUAGCAUAAUAGCUGUAAUAAUUUAGAAUACAUUCAAUCAUUUCAUUUCUCGCUGUUACUAUUUGUGUUCUUUUUUAACAGAUGAGCUAAACAGAGAUAAAGAGAAUGGUGUGGAAUGAAUGAGUGUAUGAGUUAUAUUUGCCGCUCUGUUUGGCUUCUUCCCAUUAACCUUCCCCCAGGUGAAACUUGCUGAAGACCUUUUUACAGUGUAGCAUUUGGGUCCUACUUAUCAGAACUACUGACAGUGGACUUAACCUCCCUUUAUCAGGUAGCAUAUUUGAUAGACAAUCUCAUUCUUAUUUUGUUUCAACAACUUGGGUACUUGUUGGGUACUCAUUAUGUAGGUUUUCAAUUCAGUCUACUUUUCAAAUAAAUAACGCUCAGCAAAAUAGAUUAUUGUUUUCAGAUACAGUGGAUACUUCAUUAAGCCUGUUUUUCCUAUUUCCAUAAUAAUGACAGUUGUACAGGUAAAAGAUUUAUUGAGUGAACAAAAGGGUGUUCCUACCUCUGAAUAUACCAUGGACACUUUAGUUCUUUUUUGAUUGUGGCAUUUUCCUCUCUCAAAUGCUAGGAGGAAUAGGAAUGUGAGAUUUCCAUGGGGAAGUCUUACUCAUGUUGUUUCUUUUUAUAUCAGUUUUACAUAUCUAUAUAUUCUGUGGUUGAAUAAAAUAUGUCCUCUCAGGCGCCUGGGUGGCUCAGUCGGUUAAGCGACUGCCUUUGGCUCAGGUCAUGAUCCUGGAGUCCUGGGAUUGAGUCCUGCAUCGGGCUCCCUGCUCGCCGGGGAGUCUGCUUCUCCCUCUGACCCUCCUCCCUCUCAUGCUCUCUGUCUCUCAUUCUCUCUCUCACAAAUAAAUAAAAUCUUAAAAAGAAAAAAAUAUGUCCUCUCUAUGGUCACUGGUGCAACCUUUGUACAUUCACUACCCUUUAUAUUCAGAUGUCCUUCUUAAAACCCCAUCUAUACAAAUGAAUGCAACUUUGUACUCUUUCACCUUUGAAAAAUUUGUAACAAUCACCGUAUCUUCUUGAUCAUGAGAAUGGAAAAUGCUUAAGUUCUCACAAAAUUCCCUUUAUAAGCUAUUUUUAGUUUUCAGAUAUUCAAUCAUACAUGCCUUUUAGAAAGGCAAAAAAAAAAAAGCUCAUUGAUGGAAGGGAAGAAAGAAUAUUUGUAUUGCUACUCUGUAAUCUAUUGAUGAAAUCAUUGUAAACUAGAUUAUUUAUAGUAUAUGUUUAUAUAUUUAUAUUUAGUAUAUACUAAAAAUAUAUGUAAUAUACAUUAGAUAUAUGUAUAUAAAACAGAAGAAGUGAUUUGUCGUGAUUUGGUUUUAUAAGAACAGAAUGUUAGCAUUUGAAAAAUGAACAUUAAAGAUCAUAUGGUCUAACGCUCUUAGUUUACAAAUGAUACAAGCUUAGGAAGGUGGCAGCACAUGGAUUACCCAAGCCUUUCUGUGGGAGAACCUAAUCAAGUAUUCAGGGUUGUUUAUUGGUACCAUUACUAUAGUCAUAUUUUCACUCAAUUCUAAACCCUUUUAAUGUUAUAUAAUUUUAUUCUUUACCUUCAGUAUGCUAUAUACAUUCCUGUCUCGAAGUCCCAGUAGAAGAAUAAGUGAUUACUAUUUUGCCUUUACCUGUGCCCUUCAUUCUGCCUAUGGUGGGCUUUGAAAUUGUGUGCCAUGUUCAAAGGUUUCCAGAUAGCCCAAGAUCAUCAUAAUUAACUGGACAAGCUUAAUAGUUAGGACUGAAAAUGACAUUUCAAUGGCUGUGCCUUUUCAUUAAACAACAUAUUAGAAGUACAGCAUACUCUAUCUAAUUGCAUUGAUCAUGUACCCCUGGAUAAUACUACUUUUCUUUCCCUACUCCUUGGGAGGUAUUCAGUGCUGGUAUUGGUUAAGUAGCACUUGAUAGUUUCUCAUAUAUUCCCAUAUUACCUCUUUAAAUUGCUAAAAUGCCCUCUUUUCUACCUUCCAAUCAAGGCACAUUUGUUCAAAUAUUGGGUGGCCCCUCCUUCCUACUUUCCCUCCUCCCUCCCUCCCUCCCUCCCUCCCUCCCUUCCUUCCUUCCUUCUUUACUUCCUUCCUUCCUUCCUUCCUUCCUUCCUUCCUUCCUUCCUUCCUUCCUUCCUUCCUUCCUUCCUUCUUCAGUGUUUUAAAUACCAAUUCAACACUUGUUCUAAUGGGUUGGACACUGAAUAUAUAUGAUGCAGCAUAGACUCAGGCCCUGCCUUAAUUGAGAGUUUUUUGGAGGUUUUUUUGGCAGAUUUUUUUCAGCUUUAUUGAGGUAUGAUUGACAAAUAAAAUGCUAAAAUAUUUAAAGUGCACAUUGUCAUGAUUUGAUAUUGUAUACAUUGUGGAAAUAUUUCCCCUAUUGAGUUAAUUAACAUAUCCUCUCACCUCACAUAUUUUUACCUUUUUUUUUGUGAAAAUAUUUAAGUUCUACUGUUUUAGCAAAUUUCAAAUAUAAAAUAAAUAUUAGCAACUAUGUUGAUACAAACAUGUUAUACAUUAGCUCCUCAGACCUUAUUCGUCUUAUAGCUUGAAUGAGUUUUUAAAAUACGAUUAUACAGAGGAGGUAUGAGGUUUUUUUGGAACUAGCACUCUGAUCAUGUCACCCUCUGUCCAGAGUUUUUCUUUUUAUUUAUUUAUUUAUUUAUUUAUUUAUUUGAGAGUGAGAAUGAGAGAGCAUGAGAGGGGGAGGGUCAGAGGGAGAAGCAGACUCCCUGCUGAGCAGGGAGCCUGAUGCGGGACUCGAUCCAGGGACUCCAGGAUCAUGACCUGAGCCGAAGGCAGGCGCUUAACCAACUGAGCCACCCAGGCGCCCCUGUCCAGAGUUUUUCAAUGAUUUCCCACUGGCGACAGGAUGAAAUUUCUCUCCCUUUGCAUGGCAUAGAAGGGGUUUCAUGGCCUGGACCCUUUAUGUCCAAGUUCAAGGCAUACUUAUGUAGUAUAAGCAGUCAAGCAAAACCUCUGGCUUUCAGCUGAAACCUGGAGGAUGAGUAGGAGAGAGCUGCGCAAGCGAAGAGUGUGGGUUGGGUAAGAAUAGCCCGAGGCACUGGCAUGAAACUAAGUGCAGGUCUUGAUGCAAACUAGAACAUAGCAAAACCCCUGUUGGCUUUUUUACCCUGGAUUCCUCAUCUGACUCAUAGGCCACAGAAAAUGAUUUGAGUAUCUAUUUUCUCAGUUUUCCCAAGGAGGAUCCAUAGCAAGUACUAUUCUAGACACUUAGGAGAAAAGUUAGUUACCUGCACUGGAUGCCUUAGGUUAGGUCUUAUAUCAAGACUUUCAAGCUUAAUUCUCUCUGGGAACUCUGGUUGAGAAAGGCUGUGAGUAUGGAUAUUGCUGCAACAGGUCAUGAAUCCAUAGGGUUCUCCUUUGACUUAGAGAUUACCUCAUUAUUGCAUUUCAUCGCCAGUGUGCUUGGUAAUCCCAGAAAUGCUGUGAUAGGUGCCUGAUGACUGUAAACAUUGUGUUUUUGCAAACUCAAGUGCCUGAAGCCAUAGCAUACUCUGUCUACCUUUCACUGGUCUUCCUGUGCUUGGCCUGGGAGGACUUCCAACCCUCUUACCUCUACUUUGCAGCCUUGCAUACACGAUGUCUUGCAGGUUGCCUCAAUACAUUGUGUAGGUCACACUAUUUCCACUAGCACUGACACUAGAGAAUUUGGGUCUGAAAGAGGAGAAAUAUCCCUAUGCCCACGAAACAGAGAUCCCCUGCUUAGUGGCAGCAAUCGUCUUCUAAAUCCUGUCUAUAUUCAGGAGCAUGUCUGGGACCAUUAAAUACCUAAGCAUUGAAAAAAAGCUUCUUAUCCAGUGACCAGUUCAGCCCCUGUAGAUAACACUUCUUAAAAUAGGCACUGGUAUCUAGACUCUCUGUCAGGACUGCACCACGGGUGAAUGCCACAGCAUAUGGCCUAAGAAAACCAUUCAGAGACAAGAUGAAUGUUCAGCAAAAUUUGUCUGAGCUUUUCCUGUAUUGAGUCCCUUUUCCUGGCUGUGAUACCUAUUUACUGUGAAACUGUUGUCUGUCCCUCUGCUACCUACCUCUGAUUGAUUUUCUGAAUCACCUAAAUCUGUUAUCAGUUAUUUUUCUAAAACAUAAGUCUGAUCACGUCACUCCUCUGUCCAGAGUUUUUCAAUGGCUUCCCAUUGGCUAUGAGAUGAAACGCCUCUCUCUUUGUAUGGGGUGAGGAAGGGCUGUCAUGACCUAGAUCCUGUUCUCUGUUCCAGUUUAAUUCCUCCUCUCCCCACCUCACCCCUGGCAUUUUAUACUGUGUCAACCCUGAACUAAUUCCCCCAAAGCAGAAUUUACGGCUGUUUGAUUGCCUUUGCACACACAGUCCGCUCCCCUGGAAUAGACUUUUUUUUUUUCCUGUUAAGAUAUAUGGAGGCUCUUUCUACUAGACUGAUGUGCCUCCUGCAAAUCAAUGAUAUGAUGAUAACUUGCCAGUCUCCAUUCUCUUUAUAAGGUUGUGAGGGAGAGUGUUAUCUUUCCAUGCUGUUUUAGCCUCAGCUCUAGUAGAGUAUUAUACAUAUCCACUCAUUAAAUAUUUAUUGCUUUAGGAACAGUAGAAACAGUGGUAAACACACAGGUAGGGCUCCUGCUCUUGAGUUUACAUUCUAAUAUGUGUAAGUGUGUGGCACUAAGUAAGUAAACAAAUGUUAAUGACAUCUCUAAGAGACCUAGAGGAAACAGGAAGGAUCAGAUGAUAGGGAAGGGAGCCGGUGGUGGCAAGGGGAGAACUAAUCUAGACAGCGAUUUCUGGGAAAACCUCACCAAGGAGGUGAUAUUUGAGCGAAGGUCUGACAAGGUUGAGAAUCCAAAGAGUUUGGGGCAAUGUUGUAAGCAGAGGAGAAAGCAAAUGCAAUGGACCCUAAUACAGCAAUGAACCUGACACGGUAGAGGAAUGGAAAGAAGACUAGUGUGGGUGGAGCACAAGGGGAGAGUGGUUCGAGGUGUGCUUGGAGAGGUAGGGGGGAUUUGGAUUAUGUAGGCUUUUCUUGAAUUGAAUGCGUCAUCUAUUUAUGCAUGAUUGGUUGUCCUCAUUCUCCUGCCUAGCGUUGGGUUCCACUUCUCCCCAGCUGUGUUCCCACUGGACCUGAUAUCAUGGCAAUAAGAGCAAGAGUGUUAUACAUUUCUCCAGUUUUAUUGGUGGAAUUUCACCAGCUUUGGAAACAUUAAGGGAAUCAACUUGUUUUCAGUGUUUGUUCUAAGCAGGCCUUUGACAGGAGCCAGAAUGAAUUCAGGAUGAUGUGGGUGAUGAUUGCAGAGGAACUAGACUAAGUACACUUCAUGGAGAUCUCUAGGAAUAUGCCCAGGAUGGAACUCCUUCCAUUUGCACCUGGCUUUUGUCUUCAUCCGAACCAGUGACCUAAAAAAUAAAAGAAGAGUUCCAUGUACAGUGAUCAGUUCACUCCCUACACCAGCAGAACGUUAGGGCAGAACCCAGUGCAAAGACCAUGAGUGAACUCUAGAAAUGUAACUGCAUUUUCCCAAGAUGGCAAUUGGACUUAAAAAAUACAUAUAUGUAUGUAUGUGCACCGAAGGAUAUAACUGCUGAUCUGAAGGCUCUAAAAGGCUUCAGAGUAACAGUGAAGUGGACUACUCGUUCUUCUUCCAGCUGUUGUUUUCACAACACUGUUGACAGUUGAAAUCCAUCACACAGGCGGGGGAUGGGUCAGCCCAGUGAUGGGUAUUAAGGAGGGCACGUACUGCAUGGAGCACUGGGUGUUAUACACAAACAAUGAAUCAUGGAACACUACAUCAAAAACUAAUGAUGUAAUGUAUGAUGACUAACAUAACAUAAUAAAAUAAAAAAAAUAAAAAAAAAUCCAUCACACAUUCUCUUGUCCUUUUAAUGUCAACACUUACUAUUCCAAGUGGACUAUAGAAUCAGACCAAAAUAGAAGGAUGCAGACUGAUAUCUCGGAGGUAAACUAAGAACUGGACCAAAUUAAAUAAAAGUAAUUUGCAAUCUAACUCACAGUUACGUAUUGUACAAGAGGCUGUUUGUCCUGGUGAAACAGAGGCUUUCGGUGCUUGCUUUGUUUUGACAACCUGUUACCAGAGGGGAAUUUCAUACAGAACAGGCAAAAUUUUGAAUUAGAAUUAAAUUAAAAAAAAAUGGAACAGGCAAAAUUUUGAAUUAGAAUUAAAUUUAAAAAAAAUGGAACAGGUUGUGAAAUACGGAUAGCCUUCUUGAUGUUGAUUUCCUUUGAUGCUUAAGCAUUGUUUGAAGUCAAGAAAACAAUGCCAUCUCCAGUUUUUGUUGUUGUCGAUCUCCUCAGGAAAAGUGUGACCUCCUUCCUUCUCUUUACAUUGGCAUCUGGCCCAUGCCUUUACCUUCAACUUUUAUAACUGCUUUCAAAUUGUAUUAACUUUGAAGACUAAGAGCCUUCAAACGACCCACAUUUGAAUCCUGGGCCGACUUGAUCUUUUUUUUUUUUAAUUUUAGUAUGGAUAUGAAAUUUUGCUUAAAACCCCAGUAGUUUAAAAUGUGGCAUCCUACAGAAUGUCACACCAUAUAAAAAAUUCUGGUGUCCUUGAAGUUUCCCCCUGAAAGGGAAAAAUUACAAAUGAAUAUAGGUUCAAGUCAGUCCAAUUUCCUGUUUUUCUUAAAAUUUUCCUGUACAACACAUAAAUUUAUCAAACUCCUUUCCUGGUGACAAUACUUCAUUAGAUUACUUUAGUAUUGGGGAGAUUUUAAUCUUAUGAGUCAUAAAAUUCUUUUAUUCCCCAGGGAAUUUCCUGUGUCUGCCUGGAAUUUCAUGUCUUUGUAGUUUUAGCUGGACUCCUUGAAGCAGUUACUCUCUAAAUGACUGUGCUCUUGAGGUCUGUGUGUAAUACCUGGGGAACCAGGUCACAGAUUGGCUCCUGCUUUUCAAGAAAAUUGAAAAAUUAAUCCCUUUCACUGCCUUAGUCUUAGUAACUGUAUUCAGACAUUUCCUUAAAAUUUUUAACCUCUUCCUCUCAUGAUGGAGGUGUUUUCACUUGCUGCUUUUGCAGUACCCAGCAUUAAUCUUUUUGUGCCCACUUGGGCAGACUUUUGUCUUAUUUCUGUGACUGUACCCCAGUGACUUGAUGUUCGUGGGUUGCUCGCCUGUCCCAUCAGAUUUUCAUCACUCGGUGUAAAGGAAAAGGAGAUAGAGUUACAAAUAUAUUGGACCAUUUAGCAAUUGAUGAGAAAUGCCUUUAGAUAUCCUCUUUCCUCCUCUAUUUUUUUCUUUUUUCUUUUCUUUUCUUUCUUUCCUUUUCUUUCUUUCUUUCUUUCUUUCUUUCUUUCUUUCUUUCUUUCUUUCUUUCUUUCUUUCUUUCUUUCUUUCUUUCUUUCUUUCUUUCUUCUUUCUUUCGCUCUUUUUGAAGAAGGUGAAAGUCAGGUUAUUGUGGAAAGGCAGAACCCUUGUGUGUUCUCAUCUGAAAGGUCCGGGAAAGUGAAGAUGAUACUUUUUGACAUGUGAGUUUCAGAAAUUCUUGGUGAUUAUUGCUAACACACACUUUGCUUAUGUGAGAAGCUUCAUCUGCAUGUGCAUGUCUCUGUGUGUUUGAAAAGAUAGUGCCGAACUGUGUUCUGAUAAUAAAUGGCAGCUGAGCAUGCACAGAGACAACUGACGUCUAAGUCUGGAUAUGCUAUUUGGCAAGGCUCAUCUGACAUGGGACACACGAAAAAUGUAAGGCUGCUAGAACAUCGACACUAACAAAUUAUUCAGAAGUAGAUUACUAGAAAUUCUUUUACUAGAUUUCAGUAUGUUUGGUGUCUUUAAGGACAAAUCUAGAAUUUUAUCCGGAAAGCUAGGUACUUAUAUAAUACUUCUCUUAUGGCUACUUUCUCAUUUUUUCAGCAUAGAAAAAGCACUUUUUAAAAAUUUGAGAUAAAUAAAGGAAGGUAUUCUAUUUAUAAAUCGUGAAGGAAUAUAUGUCCCAGGUUAGAAUUUUACUUGGUUGAUUAGUAUAUCAUUUAUUUUUAGAGUAGAGAAAAAUCAAUGCAACAAUUACUUGCUAUUUAUGUAUAUACGGAAAAUAUAAGUCCUUGGAAUGUAGCACACAUUAUCAUUGCAUAAUCUAUAUCCAUAUGCUGUUUAUAACAAGCUGAAAUGUUAGACCCAUGAGAAAAGAACCAGAUUCUGGCACAGGAAUGUUUUGUGGUAAAGAAAGAUGAAUGGAUUCCAAAAAAAAAAAAAAAAAAUCUUUUUUAAAGCUUGAUGGUUCCACAGUAACACAAGAGAGCUGAAAUGGGGUUUGGAGAUAUAUAUGUUAGCGUCAGCUGACACUUAAAACAGUUAAUUCCCUUCUUCAUCUGCGUUCUCCAGCUCUUCUGAUCCUGGCUUAGGUAAAUGAACUGGCUCACCUUCUGAGCAGGUAAAGGCAGGAGCAAAGAUGUCUGGCCAUGUAACCUCUCCCUAGCCUCUUCCCUCAUCCCCUUACGUGGUCCUUCUUUAACAGUCGUUUUUCCUAAUGGGGACAGAUCUGUAUCAGUUAGUGAUGCAGGGGUUGGAGCCCCUUGGCUUAACUGCUGUGAGCAUGUUGCUCAUGAUGCAAGGGCCUCAGGUUUGAUUGCCAGUGUAUUUUCAUACAACGAGAAGGCCUUAGUCCAGACAUGUAUUGCUCCCAACACCAUUUCUUAUAUAAAUUCAAGAUAAGGGGAUUUGUGUGUAUGAAAAUGACUCAUGAAAAAUAUAUUCUGAUCUCAUUAGAAUGGCUAUUAUUAAAAAAAAACAGAAAAUAAUGAGUGUUGGAGAGGAUGUGGAGAAAUUAGAAAUUACUGAUGAGAAUAUAAAAUGGUGUAGCUAGUACAGAAAGCUGUAUGACAGUUCCUCAAAAAAUUAAACACAGCAAUUCCACUUUUAGGUAUGUGCUCAAAAGACCUGAAAACAGGGACUUGAACAGGGUCUGUACACCAGUGUUCACAGCAGCAUUAUUCACAGUUGCCAAAGAGCAGAAACAACUCAAACAUCCAUUGAAGGAUGAAUGGAUAAACAAAAUGUGCCAUAUGCCUAAAAUGGAGUAUUAUUCAGCCUUAAAAAGGAAUGAAAUUCUGAUAAAUGCCACAACAUGGAUGAAUCUUGAAAACAUUAUGCUACAUGAAAUAAGCCAAGCACAAAAGAACAAAUAUUAUAUGAUUCCAUUUAUAUGAGGUACCUAGAAUAGUCGAAUUCAUCAAGACCUAGAGUCAUAGGGACAGAAAGUAGAAUGGUGGUUACUUACCAGGGACUGGGAGAUGGUGGGAGUGGGGAAUUACUGUUUAAUGGAUACAAAGUUUUAGUUUGGGAAGAUAAAAAAAUCCUGGAAGAUGGAUAGUGGUGAUGGUUGCCCAGCAGUAUGAAUGUACUUAAUGCCACUGAACUGUAUACCUAAAAAUGAUUAAAAUGGUAAAUUUUAUUUUAUGUAUAUUUUACCACUAUAUAUACAUAUAUAUUGGAAAAAUGCAUGUGUGUGUGUAUCUACUCCAUUCUCAAUACUCUAUUAUAAUACUACUUCACUUCUGAUACCAGACAUGUGGGUUUUCCACAUAUCAAGCAAUUCUGUAACACCAUCUGGAUGUCUUACAAUUUGACUCCAUUCUAACAUUGUCUACCUGAAGAUAAUGUCACAUCCCACAUGUUGGUGAAAGGCUCAGUCCCACAAGACUCCCCUUACCUCCCCUUCAGAUGUCAAAUACAAGGCCAGGUUGUUGUUACUUAGGCUUCUGAUGGACCUAUGGCUAUAAAUUGAAAGUUCCCAUAACCCCCUCUUCAGGUUGAAUUAAUUUGCUAGGGUGGCUCACAGAACUCAGGAAAAAGUUUUCUUACUAGAUGACCAUUUUGUUAUAAAGGGAUAUAACUCAGGAAGAGAUGCACAGGGCAUUUAUGUGGGAAGUUGUUGCAAAGCUUCCAUACCCUAACUGGGAGCCCUACUUUCCUAGCACUUCCACAUAUUCAUCAACCAGGAAGCUCUGUGAACCCAUCCUUUUGGGUUUUUAAUGGAGAUUGAAAGUUGGAGAGUUCCAACCCUUUAAUCACAUGGCUGAUUCCUGGGGCAACCAGCCCCCAUCCUUAGGUCACCUAAGGGCUUUCCAAAAGUUAUCUCAUUAACAUAAACUCAAGUGUGGUUGAAAGGGGCUUGUUAUGAAUAACAAAAUACACCUUUGUCCCUCCAAUCACUUAGGAAGUUCCAAGCGUUUUAGGAGUCUGUGCCAAGAAGGGGGCAAAGACGAAACAUGUAUUUCUUAUUACAAAUGGAAUUAUCAGUCUACCCCCUUGUCUUCAAACCUGGAUCCCUUUGUUUGCAUUGCUUCCAUUGGAGAUCUUGUCAGGAACAGGAGUGAAGACAAAAUAUGUAUUUCUUAUAAAUCACAAUAUCACUGUAUAUAAAUAUAUAUUAUCUACUGUUAUUUACCUUCGCUUUUAUUGAAUAGUAGUUAUUUUUAAAAGUCCUAUCUAAGAAUUUUUCAAACCAUCAUAACUAGAGAUUUAACAAUAAGAAGUUAGACUUUGAACUACAGUGACAAAACGAAAAGAUAUGUGUUCCUUCCCUACCCUCCCAAAUCCCAAUUAAAACAACUAAAGGAAUAUAAAAGAUCUUUCUAAACUUUGAGAAUUCCUGUCAAAUAAGGUAGAUUAGGGUGUGAUUAAUGGAUGACACUAAGGGAAGGUUUGUCAUUCUCCCUUAUGAGAAAGUGGUAUGGUUGCAGUUAGGACGAUCCUGUCAGAACCCAAAUAGUACUUCUGAAGUUGGAGAGUUGAGAGAACUUAAAGGCCAGGUUAGUCCCUGGGAGAGGUGGGGAACUUGCCAUUUUGGAAAUCCUUCACUACUAUUGAACAAUUAAAUUCAAAAGCAAUUGAAUGGAUUAGGUCUAAAGAUGAUUAUCAUUAUACAAUAUAGGUAAGAAUUUGAACCUAUCCUUGCUGGGCCAGGCAGUAGCUAGCAACCAGAUGGACACCAGACAUAGUCCCAUCAUAUACUUGGGAAGGAAGCCAGAGGAAAUUCCAUGUGGGGAAAAUGGUCCUUGGCAUAAAAGAUUUGCCAAAUACAGUGAAAAGUGUUGUAGUUUUUUGAAUGUUUUUUGAAUGUUGCUGUGUUGGAGUUCGGAGCCGAUGGUCAAGAAAGAAUUCUUGAGACAUCUUCGCUGCAAAAAGUUAGUUUUAUUCAACCACGGGGGCAGGAACCGUGGUCAGAAAGAGCUGCUGCCGCUGUUGCCGGCUGCCUCCAGCUGCCCUGGGAUUGUGAGGAGCAACUGAUUAUAUACCUUGGGAUUGGGGAAGUAAAGAGAAGGGAAGUUCCAAAAGGACUUUCAUAUACUAAAGGAGACUCAGGAUCCUGGAGGAAUGUUAUAAUCUGCCUAUCUCAAGUGUUUGUCAAUGGGUGGCUGGUUAUAAGGACAUUUAAUUUUACAUUUCCUUCUGCCUUUAUUUCCCAUAUCAAAAUGUAUAGAAAGACAAAUGUCCCCAGUGAGGAUAACCUGUAACACCUGCUCCCUCCUAGUCCUCAGUGUUACUGGAUCACUGACCUGGUAAUAUAAAUUAGAUCUUCAGCUCUCUGUGUGAGAGGAGACUUGUAACAGUACAUAGGUGGACAGGAAAGAACUGAAGAAGAAUAUAUGUCCAUAAUAACUUGGGGCCAAUAGCAGGCCCAAGUGUACUUUUUUUUUUUUUUGAUUUCAUUUAUUUAUUUGACGGAGAGAGACACAGUGAGAGAGGGAACACAAGCAGGGGGAGUGGGAGAGGGAGAAGCAGGCUUUCCGAGGAGCAGGAAGCCCGACGUGGGGCUCGAUCCCAGGAUUCUGGGAUCAUGACCUGAGCCGAAGGCAGACAGACGCUUAAUGACUGAGCCACUGAGGGCCCUCCCACUUCUUUUGAUUAGUGUGGGAAGCAGAAAAUGAUCAGGCACGGAACCUACAAAAUAUUCGGCAGUGUAAGCAAAUGAAAAUAACAAAGCUCUGGGAGAAAGCAUCCAUGUUAAAAAAUAAUUUCAUUGAAAAAGUAUUUGCAUUCUCAAUAAGAGAUAAAAAAAUCUUUAUAAAAGAGAUGAAAGAUGAAAUGUCAUCACAAACUCAGAUGUGACACAGCUGAUAAAAUCAAGAAAAUUCUGCAAGGAAACUAACAAUCUUAUAGCUGAAUUGAAAACUUCAUUAGAAGCAGUAAAGAACCAAAUUGAAUCUACUAAAUAUACACUUAGUAAUCUGGAGAGCCACUUGACAAACUAUUUUAUAAUGCAGAGGAAAAGGAAAAUAAAAUGACUGGAAGAUUGUCAGUAAUAAGAUGACAGAUGUAGAUGAUAGAAAACAGUGAUUCAAGUGAGUGGAUGAUUGGUGUCCCUCAGGAAGAAAAAUGGAAAAGACAAAAAUCAUAAAGAAGAAAACAAUUAAGAAGUAUAUUAAGAAAGAUAGUAGGUGCCUGGGUGGCUCAGUCAGUUAAGCGUCUGACUCUUGCUUCUAGCUCAAGUAGUGAUUUCAGGUUGUGAGAUCAAGCCCUGCAUGGGACUCUGCCCUGGGCAUGGAGCCUCCUUAGGAUUCUCUCUCUCCUUCUCCCCCUGCACCUCCCCCUGCCAAAGUCUAUGGAUCCACUAGAGGAAAAGUCAAAGGAAAAAGGGAAAUCACAUGACAUAUAAAAUCAGAAAAUAAGAUGACAGAUGUUGAGAUGAAGUAUACUUGUUUUUAUAUAAAUGGAAAUGGGAUAAACUUUCCUUUUAAGAGAUAGAAGUCCUCAAGAUUAGUUUAAAGAAUCCAACUCUCCAAAAUGUGUACUCUAUCUAAAAGGGAUGCUCAAAACAAAAUGACACAGAAAAGUUAAAAUGUUAAAAAUGGAAGGAUGGCAAAGAUUGUAGCAAACUAAAUGAAAGGAGUCACAUUUUACUAUCAAAAUGAAACUAAAGGCAAACAACACCAAACAUUUCUAAAAGAGGUUUUUAAAAAAAUUGGCUAAGUCUGCAAUCUACGAUGAAGAUGUAAUGAUCUUGAAACUUUAUAUGCCAAUAACAUAACCUCAAAAUAUACAUGAAAAAAAUGCUAGAGAUAGAGGAAAUUGAAACGCAAGUGUAAUGACAGACUUCAACAUCUUUCAGUGUUUGAUAGAUCAAAUUGGGAAAAAUAAAACAUGGGUCUCUGAACAUAAUUCACAAUGUUGCUGAAGUGGAUAUACAUCAACUUAGGAUAACAUGAGGAUACCACCAACUUAUUUGCAAGUAUCCAAAGAAGAAUUAAGAAAAUAUGAAAGCCUUAAAGUAUAAACUGAUCAGUCCAGACAACUGUACGAAUCAUAAUCUGAGUAAAAUAUAGGAAAGCAGAAAUUAAUAAUAAAGUGGAAGCAAAAAUCCCAACAACUUUUUAAACAUAGAACUCCUUGAAUGACUCUUGAAUGAAAUAAGCAAGCAGAACUACAUUUAUACAACGUUUUUCUGUGAACAACUGAUUUUUCUGCCUAGAGGCUUAUAGGAGUUUAUAUCUUAAUGUUAAAUAAUUUCCUCAGUAUAAUUCUGUUUUGAUGGUCUGUAUUAAUUUUUUUAAAUCUUUUUUUCUUUAAUUUAUUUAUUUGUCAGAGAGAGAGAGAGCACAAGCAGGGGGAGUAGCAGGCAGAGGGAGAAGCAGGCUCCCCACUGAGCAAGGAGCUCAAUGUGGGAGUUGAUUCCAGGACCCAGGACCAUGACCUGAGCCAAAGGUAGACGCCUAACCAACUGAGCCACCCAGGCAUCCUGUAUUAAUUUUUUUUUUUUUAAGAUUUACUUAUUUGAGAUAGAGAGUGCAAGUGGGGGAAGGGGCAAAGGAAGAGGGAGAGAGAAAAUCUCAAGCAGACUCCAUGCUGAGUGCAGAGCCUGACAUGGGGCUUCAUCUCAUGACUCUGAGAUCAUGAUCUGAGCUGAAAUCAAGAGUCCAAUGCUUAACUGACUGAGCCACUCAAGUGCCCCUGUAUUAAUUUUUCCUGAAACAUCUUGAAUCCUUACUAUCUAUAGAUUUAGUUAUUAAUUUUAGGAAACAUUCACUCUGUUUUAACUGGGAAAAUAUUUGUUUUAUUCAUUUUGCUUUCUGUUUUAGGGUCUCCCUCUUUUGUUGUUUGCUCUCCAAAUGUAUCAUACAUAUACAUACAUGGUUGCUUUCAUCUGUCUAUUUUCUUCCAUAUCCACUUUUCUUGAGCUGUUUUUUCUUGUCAGAGAUUCAAUUUUCUUCUGUGUCAGUUCUGCUCUUUGACAUUUCUAAUACAUUUCCUAUUUCUGAAAUAAUAGGGAUUUUUAGUUUUUUCCUUGACUCUGCUAAUGACUUUUCAUUUCAAUCUGUUGUCCACUUAGCUCCUUUUGAAAUCUCUUGUGGAGUUCAUAUUUUCUUUAAUUUCCUUGAGAGUUAUUAACUGUUUGUGGUUUAAUUUCUUUCUCUGUUUUCUGGGAUAAAACUUCCAGGGGCGAAAAAAAAAAACAAACCAACAUUACUUGUGUUUUGAGUACUUAGACUUCUUUCACUGGAGAAAUUUUUCCUUUCUUUUUUAGCUUACUCAUUUAUGAAGGGCAGUUCUAAAAUUUUUUGUCCAAAAAUGGUGGUAGGUGUUUUCUCCUUGAGUCUCCUCCUCCCUGUCUACCCGGAAUUUGGCUGUCUGCCUUCACACAGGAGCAUGAGGAGCAUGGACUGUUAACCCAUCAGUGGCUUCGGAGAACUGUGGGAGGAGGAGGAGCGCUGGGUCCUCUUUCACUGCAUGACCGGUUUGUUUGGUCUUCUGCAUCUAGAAGCCCUGUAUUCAGCACUUGCUGACUUUGGGGACACCUUCCAAGUUUGAACUGUCCUUCCACUUCAGAGUGGACCCUUUGGGUGCUCUGAUACGGAGGCCCCAAAGGUUUUGAAUUAUACAUUUAAUGUGGUCCAUUGUUUUUUAUGUUUGGGGAGACUGAUUCCCUCUUAUUCAUUCUCUCUCCUACCCUUGUUUGUCAGCAAAGACAAUUAACAUCCUCCAAAUCAUUCUCCAAGUCCCACUUCCCCUCACCAGAAAUGUUUAAUAUCAAAUUUCAGUAGUUGUCCUGAUGUCCGUCUUUUCUUUAGCUGUCACGUGCAGAAUGAGACUCUGGCUGCCUGCUUCCACCCCUCCCGUGGUGGCCCACACACCGGGGCAUCCUCACUGGGCUGUCUGGGGUGUUUCUGAAUUUCUGUUUCACAGAUAGCACUUCUCAAAGGUUGUUGUAUGAUGUUGAUAAUGUUCCUAGUUUCAGGACUGAAAAAAUAUUCUUGGCUUUUUCAAAAACUGAUUUCAUUUGAUUUCUGCUAAGGGAAAUCAUCAAGUUUGCAUCUAUGCUGCUUUAUGCCCAGAGUCUGCUUCUUGGCUUUUGCUUUUGUUGCUCUCUGAUAUUCUCUCCACUCCAUACACUGCAGCCCAACGACAGAUGACUCACUCCACUUGUAACUGCCCUGCUGCCUAGCUAGAUGCAGCCUCUCAGGCUUUCCAGUUACCUUAUCUGGUGGGAGAAACUUGAUCAUUUCCCUAGAUUCUUUGCAAAGACUGGCAUAUUUUUUUGAAAAGCUUUAGUAAUGGAGAAUCUUUGCUCUUGAGGUGUUCACUUUUCGAAGUAUGCUCAGAUUACCCUUGUCACUGUCUUAUGUAGAAUUUUCCCUGGUUUAAAGGCUACUUAUUCACAGCUUGUGGGCUGGGAGGGUCUUGUGUCUGGAUAGAAAAUGGUGAUGCAAAUUUUGAUGGUAGCUAAGGAAUGGAGAAGGGAUGGAAAUUAGAGGUAAUAGUACUCAUAGUAGUUAAUGACUAAGUGGGUAUGGGAAUACAACAGAUGAGUUUUGAAUAUUGGUAAUUAAACAAUGCUGAUACCAUCAUCAGGGAAAAUAUAUAUAAGUCAAUCUCUGAUUUGUACUUUGAAUCCAGUUACUUUUGUUUUAUAAGAUGAGAUAAAGAACUCUUUCUGAUUUUUUGCACUUUCCUGUUAAAAUUUUGUUGUUGUUUCUCCAUCUUUUGGCCAAGACCAAAUCUACAUUUACAAAUGUUUUUGGCUAUUUCAAGACUAUGUUGAGUUUAUUCUUUAACUUUCUUAUUGGCAGACUACAUAAUCUUACUUACUAGUUUAUUUAACCAUUUGUAUAAGCCAUUUCCUUUAACCCUUUUAUUGUAUUUGUGAUUGUCUUCUGAAUCUCUUCCAUGUUUCUACAUAGCUCUCUGGAUGUUUAAUUCAGAUUUGGUCAUAAUACCUCAUCACAGUUACAGGUUAAGCAGUAUUGAUUUUGAAUAAAGAAUGGCACAUCAAGUUUCUAAAAAUCUGUGUACCUGUUUAACUAUGCUAGUAUAAUGUUACGCUAUACUGGUCACUGAGGGUCAGGUUGUCAUGUUUUCUAAUAAGCACUUUGAAAGAUUUUGAUAACAUUUUGUGAAAGUUUCUAGCAAAGUGUUGAUGGACUUCUAGGCAAUAUUCCUCCUUCUCUGGAAGGUAAAGGUCUUGACAUUCAUUUCUAAUUAGAAAAGAAUUUAUCAAGGUCACAGUAAAAGAUAAGUCAGAGGGGUUAGUAACACAAAGUCGGUGAACUCCUGAAGUUUUGGUAUAUGUAUUUGGAUUAAUAUUUUUCCAGAUAGGGUCCAGGUAUUUCAUUCAUUUUUCAAUAAUCCCCAAUAAUCUCAGGAAGUGGUUUUUUUAAAUUUCAAGUUACAGAAGAAGAAACUGAGGCUCAGUAAGGUUGUAUUACUCAUCAGAUAUUUCAUAGAUAGCAAAUUGCAGAGCCAGGAUUUGAACCUAGUUGUGCAUGUGUGUAAAUUAAACUUUAAAUACCAUGUUUUUCCACUUAACACAUCCUACUUAAAAGUUGAGCUGUAAAAAGUGGUUGUAUUCUAGGAAAAGUCAUGAUAGGAAAACCAGGGAGGAUUAAGAAAUUUCAAAAUGGUGUCCAUGAAUUAUUUAGGCAUACACAGGCUUUAGAUCAGGAAUCUUUAAGUUGGGGCUUUGGAUUGAAUUUGGAGGAUCCAUGAAGUUGGAUGAAAAAGAAAUCCAAAUUUGUUUUAACUAAUCACAAUUUCUUUCAAUUGUAGAUGUAAAAAAUAACCCACAGUAGUAUUUGUGACUUUAUAACCAAUAGAAAUCAUAGAUAUUUUCAUAUCAUAUUACAGUUGUCACAGAUAUCUUAAAAUAACAUUUAUACUCAUAACCACUUCAAAAUUAUGGCAAUUAUUAAAGCCACCAUUAGAGCUUGUUAAUAAAAAAAAGUGCAUUUAUUACUAUGUCACAAAUUUGUGGGGGUUUUUUUCAGUAUUUUGAUGACAUUAAUGAUUGUUUUUUCUUUGUAAUGCCAUGUAUUUCCUUUCAUUCAUUUAAAAACAUUAUCCUGCGGGGUCCAUAAGCUUCACCAGAUUUCCAAAAAGCUCAUGUAACAAACCCUGCUUUGGGCAUUACAUCAUCAUUUCAUCAUUUUCAAAGAUAUUUUUUUAGCAUAUUGAGCAUGGGACAUGCAGCUCAGGAUUUCAUACAUAUAAUAUUACUUAUUGAAAAGGAAAUUUAUAAAAAUCAUUAAUCAUCUGUCUGGUAGAAUGUGGACUUUUUGGCUUUCAGGAAAUGUUUGUAGCUUCUUACUCUAUUUUUUUUCUUUCAUCACUAGUUAUAUUCUGUCAUAAUAUAUUCUGUAUCGACCUGACAACUCUCUGAGCUGCCACAGAGAUGGUUUGGUGUAGUAUCUAAAAGCAAAAACUUGGAGACAAUCCCGGUUCACAUGCAAACUUCACCACUUAAUAGUGCACAGGAAAGUGGCCUUGUGAAAGAUACAUGAUAAUCUCUAAACCUUAGUCUCUCCACCUGUAAAAUGAGGAUAAAUAGGGUUGCUGUGAGGUAUAUAUAAGACAAGAAAUGUAAGCCAGUUAGCACAGCUUAUGACAAAUAAUAACAAUAAUGUUCAUUGGAGAUGGACUUGCAUAUGGCUGACUACUCUUAUACUCUCCAUUCUAGUCUCUCUGAAUCUCAUGACCUACAUAGUGAUGGGAAUCUUGGUAGAGACAACUUGGGUAAAGCUUUUGGCCUUAUGGACUGGGGGACCAGAAAGAAGUGUCAUGGAGCAUGAUGGUGAGAUUUUUAAUGUGACAGAUCAUUGCAAGAGUUUGAGAUUCAUGGACUCCAGGAGUAAAGAUUAACAUAGCCAUUCAUAAAUGUACCUGGCCUUCUUGCUCCCAAGAGGUUAAGAAGAAACUAAGUAUCUAGGCUGAGUCUGUCCCUCAGAGGAAACUUGGAUACAAGGAGGCUUUGUCUUCCUCAUGUCCUUGGCAAGAUCUGGCAGCUCAUCGGUGUAUUUCCAAUGUCUGCAGGACUACUAGCUUUUGGAUUAUGUUAAUAAUGAGUCCUGGGCCAAAUGAGCCAACAAAGAAAAAUGGCAACACAUCUAGGGAAUCCAGCAUUCAGACGAGAUCAAUCAAAACAAAGAGUCACAUAUCUGAUGAAAUAGAACUCUAGCUAAACCAAACCAAACAAACCAAACAAACAGAGCCAACUGGGAUGACACUGGUUGCCUAAUGUAAUUAUAUUCAUCCUUUUUUAUUCAGGGCAGAGUAACUCCCUCCCCAGGUGAAUAAUAAUUGACCUAAGCUAAUCAUAAAGUUCCAUUCCCCCUGUCAGUGAUUAGUUUCAGCUUGGACAGAUGCCCCAUUCCUGGUCAGUUGCAUCCCAGGGAACAUCUAAGUGGAGGUUUCUGGUAAAAGUUCUCCUCACUAAUAAAAAGAGACACACUAGUGGAAAUCAUUCCAUUUUCACUGGAUAUUGUCCUGUCUGCCUGUGGUGUUUGGAAUUGCUGCAGCCAUUGUGUGGCCAUGAGGGGAGGCCUCACUGACAGGAUGAGGAGGACAAAGGAAAACACAUUGGCCUUUAUGAGGUAGUUGUACCAUUUACUGGACCAACAGGGAGCCACAUAAACAUAGACUCCUUAUUACAUAAGUUAAUAAUUUUCUUAAUUUUUAAGCCACUUUUAUUUCCAUCAUCUCUUUCUUGCAGCUGAAAUAUAGUAUCUGAUACAAUUAAAGGACUUCAUGUCUAGCCUCUCCAAGAAGUGGAGAUUUGAAAAUAUCAUGAUUUUGCGACUAAACAGUUGAGUAAGUAAAUUGAAGGAGGCCACUGCUGACACCCCAAUUGGAAGAAAUAUCUGAAAGCAUGUAGUAAAAACAGAGGUCUAUAUCAUGAACGAAAAAUGGAGAGACUUGCAAAAUAGUUUUGGGAGCCUUAACGUAUAAAGAAUAGAUGUUAAAAAAAAUUUUUUUUUUUUCUAACCUAAAGAAAGACUCAAGCCUGUGUAGUGGAAGAAAAAUAUAUUUUUCCUAUACCCUUUUAAUCUUUCAACUGGGGUUCCUGUAACAAAAGGCAGAUUAAUAAGAGAAAAGCAAGCAAAUUUUUUAGUAUGUUUUACAUGACACAAAAACCUUCAUAAGGAGAUGAAGACCCAAAGAAGUGGUUUAACCUGAGUUUUCCUGCUAGGUUUGAUGAAGAGUGGAGACUCAUGAAAAAAUGUGAUAGAAUAAAAAAGGAUAUGAGCUAAGUGUUGCAGGUUGGGGGAAAUAGUGAGGCCUGUUCGUUCCAAUUUCUUUUCAGUGCUUUCUGAGUCUUGGAGAUAAGGAUGUUCCCUUUUUCCAGGUUUAGGCACAGCACCUCUCACAUGAAGGUUUUAUGACCUGCUUCAGGGGAGGGUCAUGCCAUUUCUCAAAUGCCUAAAAUAUUCCAUAUGUCAAGCUGCUGUAUUUUGGGGUAACAUGUCCUGAACCCCAUCACCUGCAGCUUGAACAGGUUCACCACAUUCUAUGUAGGCUUAAUAAGAAGGCAUAGGCACCUAAAGCCUAGCCUGAUGACAUUCCUGCACUUCAAGGAUAAAGGGAGAAUUGUAUAAACUUCCAAAUUCACAAUAGAAGUGUCAGGUUAGUAUUAGAUUUCUCAUUUGCAACCCUGGAAUCUGGAAGAUGGCAGGGUGAAUGUGUAGAGAUGAGGAGAGGAGGAAAGUGAGGAAAGUUUUCUAAAGGCUUUAUCUCACAUGGGUGGGAGGAAGGGGAAGCAGGAAAGGGAGGAUAAAGCAUCAUGAUUUGGAAAACAAUGGGUCUUUCUGGAGGAAAUUGUAUCUUAUAGGUAAUGUUUUGUAGAUAACUCAGUGUUGUGAGCGUAGACAAAGGGAAAGUGAUGUAACAAUGGGGAGAAAAAUAGAAUGCAUAAGAAUUUGGUCCAAACAGCAGAAACAAGGGGAAAACACAACUAAAAUGAAUAAUAAAUACAAAGUGAGAUGAAAGGAAGAUAGGUAUGUGAGUUGUUUAUUUUUAAUUUAAUUUAAUUUAAUUUAAUUUAAAUUCAAUUAACUAACAUAUAGUGUAUUAUUAGUUUCAGAGGGAGAGUUCAGUGAGUCAUGAGUUGUAUAUAACACCCGGGGCACGUUACAUCACGUGCCCUCCUUCAUGCCCAUCUCCCAGUGACCCCAUCCCCCCACCCACCUCCCCUCCAGCAACCUUCAGUUUGUUCCCUAGAGUUAAGAGUCUCUUAUGGUUUGUCUCCCUCUCUGAUUUCAUCUUGUUUUAUUUUCCCUCCCUUUUCCAAUGAUCCUGUGUUUUGUGUCUUAAAAUUCUGCAUAUGAGUGAAAUAUGAUAAUUUAAGUUGUCAAAUAUCAACAAACUGAUUCCCAUAAAAGACAGAAAUAGUCAGAAAUUGAGUUCAAAUCUAGCUAUUUGGUACUUACAAAAACAAAGUACAAAGGAAGCUUGAAAAUAAAGGGAUUGUCAAAAAGACAUUAGGCCAAAGCAAACAAAAAGGAAAGGAGAAAUGGCCAUACUACCAUCAGACAAAGUAGAAUUUAAGCUAAAAACACAAAAGGAUAAAAAGGCAAAUUAUGUGAUAAUAAAAGGGCAUUAUUCAUGAAGAGUAUAGAGCAAACAUAAGCCUGUAGGUAUAAAAUAACAUAACAACUAAAUGUAUGAAUCAGAAUCUUUGAAAGAAAAUUUAAUUUUAAAAUACAGAGUUAUCAUGGAUAACUCCACUAUGUCUCUUUCAGACUGAGGCAUAUGAGUAGUCAAAACUAAGUAAGGAGAUAGAAUAACCAAAUAAUACAAUCAAUAAACUUGAUUUAGUAGAUAUAUAAAGUAUCUUUCAAAUUUAAAAAAUCCCUCAAACAGGGGCGCCUGAGUGGCUCAGUUGGUUAAGCGUCUGCCUUUGGCUCAGGUCAUGAUCCCAGGGUCCUGGGAUUGAGUCCCUUAUGGACUCCCUGCUCAAUGGAGAGUCUGAUUCUCCCUCUCCCUUUGCCCCCCCGCCUCGUGCACUCUCUCUCUCUCUUGCUUUCUCUCAAAUAAAUAAAAUCUUUUAAAAAAAUCCCUCAAAUAAAAAUGUAAUUUUGUAUUUUCAUGGAACAUUAAAAAGUAGAUCAUUUACUUGGCCACAAAGAAAAUAUUAAUAAAUUUUAGACAGCAGAGAUUUUUAUAGGCCAUAUUUUUAUAAUGAUCCAAUGAAAUCAGCAAUAAAUAUCUAACUCUAUGGGAUAUGGUGAGCAUUAUAUUUAGAAGAAGAAAAUUUAUAGCCUUGAAUAUCUUCAUAAUUAAAGGAAAAAAAGAUGAAAAAUAAAGGAACUUUAUAAAAGGAACUAUAAAAACUAGGGAGAUGGAAUAAAGAUAAUAGCUCAAGUAAAUGAAAUAGAAAACAUUAAACAAUUGUGGAGAGAAAAAGCGAACUCAAAAAUGAUUCUUUGAAAGAUCAAAAAAAAAUUAACUUGUAAUGAACCCAUUUAAGAAAAAAAAAAAAAAACCCAAGCAGAAAUAUUUAUGAAAAGGAAAACCAGUAAGUAGAUAUUUGCCUUUCCUAAUAUAAGAACAUGCUAUGAAACCACAAUAAUAAAAUUAUAUUUGUAUAGAAAUAGAUAAGUACAUCAGUGGAGCAGACUAGAGAAUAUAUAAAUAAAUACCAGUUAAACAUAGUAUUUCAAUUCUGUCAAGAAUGGACAAUUUAAAUAUUGUUGAUGGCCCAGCUGCUCUUCCAUUUGAGAGGAAAUAAAAUUGAAAUAUUAUUUCAUAUACUGAAAGAAAUUCCAGAUGAAUUGAAAUCUAAUGCAAAAUAAGACAAAAAUCCUGCACAAAAUAUAGAAUAUCAUGUAUGUAGUCCAGAGGCAGGGAGCUCUUAAUAACCAAGGCCAGGAGCCCAGAAAGUGCAAAAGGAAGGGACUAAAAAAUCAUAAACAAGUCAAUACAGAAGCAACAGAUAUAAAAGGAUAAUUAUAAUGCAAAGGCCAUUAAUUAACAUCUGUAAUAUACAAAGAACAGUUACCAAUUGCAAAGAAAAAUAACGACAAUAAAUAACCCAAUAGAAAAAAGAGCAAAGAAUAUGAAGAUGCAAAUCCCAGAAAAGCAAAUAGCCAACAAACAUUAAAAGUUGACUAUCUUACAAAUAGUCAAUGAAAUACAAAUUUUGCUGAAAUGAGCUACUGGCAAUUAUUUACUGGAAGUUUUUAAAAGCUGCAACACCUGUUACUGAUGGAGGGUAUGGAGAAAAGGGUAUUCAACUGUAUUUGUUUUGGAAAGCCAUCUAGAAAUAUUUACUAAACGUAAAAAUACAUUUACCCUUUGACUUAGCAAUCCUAUUCCUAAGAAUCUAUCCCAUAGGAAGAAAAGUUCUACCAGAGAUAGGAGCAUAUGUGCAAGGUUGUUAAAACAGUAUGUUUCAUAGAGGAAAACAAGUGGAAACAAAGUCAUUCUUGUCAGUGGGCGAUGGUUGCACAGUGGACUAUUAUGCAGCUACAAGAACAUUUACAUUUAUGUGUGUAUGGAUACCUAAUAUUUUGUACGGUUAUAAGAACAUGGACAAAAAUGUGGUAGAACCCUUAUUAGGUUGUUAACAUAAGAUUUCCUGAAGGAUGAGGAAAAGGGCCAAAAAACUAGGGAAAAAGUUGCACUUAAAGUACGUAUGAUAUAUUCACAUUUAUGUGUUUACUUAUGGUUAAUACAUGUGUGUAUGACAUUUUUAAAUAGCAAUGGGAGUUAAGCAACAAGGCAUUAAAACAGUAAUUAAGAUAUUGUGCAAGCCAGAAACUCAGGGCAAUACCUGGAACUGAACAAAUGGGAGCUGAGAGCAAAUGGGAGGUAAAAAUUAUUUGUGUGGGAGAGACAUUACAAAUAAAAAUGCACAAAAAUAAAAAAUAAAAACUGUUAAAGAUCAAAGAGCUAUUAUAUUGGCUCUUGAUUUAUACCUUAAGUCAAAGUACAUGAUUUUUAAAAAUCUUUUAUGUAGCACGAGACCUUGGCAAAAUUCCCUCUAAAGGAUUUCUCCUAUGGGAGUUUUCUAAUAUGGGAAAUAUAAUUCAAAAUUAAUUUUCACCUAGCUUUUAAGAUCAUGAUUUUAAUAAUACAUGAUUGAGAUUUAAAAAAAAAUUUUUGUUAUACUAAAAGGAGGCCAAAUAUCUAAAUAAAAGGAGACUAUAUACUGUGACUACAGUGCUAGGGUACUUUAUGUGUAUGGAUGUUGACCAUGCCUUCCACAAUUUUAUGCUAUUCAAACUAGAAAAGAUCAAAGAAAUCACAUAGGUGUCCAUGACAUAUUACCAAGAGAUAGUAAUCCAUGUUAUACUCUGGUCGGUAGUGAUGAAGGAAUAAUAGGUGAGAGGUGAUCUUUGUCAAAAAAGUCUGAAACAGAGACAUUGAUUUAUUGUGUUAUCAUUUUCACAAUUUUUAUUAAUACUUUCUUCAGCCCAAAUUUGGUUCACUUAUUCAACAAACAUUUAUUUAGUGCCUACUUAGUACUAAGUAGCUAAGUCUUGUGCCUGCAGCUUGCUUCAUUUACAAGUAGUUUGGAGGGGUAAGACUUGAAUAUUACUGCACAACUAACAGAACGAUAUGUCAGCCUAUAGGCCAUGGUAUAUAUUGUGGAUGUGCUUAGACCUUUAUGUAAUAUUACUCAUUUGUUUCUUGUCAUGAUUGUCUAGGGCCAAAUUAAAAUAUGUGUGAAGUACCAUUCUACUUUGGCCAAUUUCAUCCAUCUGAAAUUCAACUUUUUUCAUGUGAUGACAUCUAAUUUUUAAUGCAUUAAACUUGCUAGUGGUCAGAAUCAAAGCCAUUGAAACUUUUGAAUUGCAAAGGCCACUUGUACCCAUGGGUCUUGCUUGAUACAGGACCUUGGCUCCAUAGAAUGGUUUAGUUUCACCUCAAAGAGCUGUUAAUAUGAGGGGUAUUAAGUGAGUUACCCUAGAAGGUCUUUAGAAUGUAGGUAGGAAUUUUAGAUAGAGAGAAAACUGUCAGCCAGGUGCCAAAAUCUUCAAUAAAUAUUAGUAAAUGACCUAGAGAUUCUAUACAUAAUUCUAUAACAAAGACUUUUGUAACUGUGUAUUUUAAAACAAAACAAGGAUUAUUUUUAAAUCCCAGAUUUCCAGAGUAACAAGAAUGUGUAUAUAGAAAAUUCAUUCAAUCAAAAUUUAUUAAAUGCUAGGCACCCUUCUGGGCACUUUGAAUGCAUCAGGAACAAAAGAAUUAUCUCUGCCAAUGUGGAGCUUACAUUCUGGUUGGGGAAAUACAGACAAUAAACAGAAAAAUUUAGAAGCAGUAAGUUAUAGAGUAUUAGAAUGUGAGUGAAAAAGAAGAGCAGAAUAAUGGGGAUUGAGCCUAAGCAAAAGAUUUUCGUAAAGGCCUUUAAAAAGAACAAAUAGCUAUCAGAGUAUGCCUUGGUUUGAUGUAGUUUGCUUCAUGCCUUUUUGAUGUAGUUUAUUAAAAAAUUUUAAUAUGUUACAGGAUGUACAGUGUUUAAUACAUUGCUUCAACUUUGCCAUGUGUCUGCUAUAAGGGCAGAACAUCUUUUGUUGUUUUGUUCUAAAAUAUUUGUGUUUAAAAGCUUUUCUGAGUAAUCUGUUCUGUUUCAAAAUAUUUUUUUCAAGAUGGGUUGUCAGAAAUUUAAAUCCUAGUAGGUGAACUAAGUUUUGAUGCAUCAUAAAAAGGUGAUGUAGACCAGUGAAGGAUCAUACAUUUAUGAAAAUAAGGAAGUGUUUUAUUGUAGCACUUAAAAGUAUAUAAUAGAAAAACAAUCUAAAGCCUAUUCAGAAAUUUAGAGAGAUGUCAGUUAGAGAAAAAUAUCAGGAGGAAAAUUAGAUAAGUAAAAGAAUUUUAACACUUAGCUCCCUCAGAAGAAGUAAUCUUACAUUUUUAACAGGCACAUAUAUUUAAGAGAGAAAUUACUUGAAAUUUUUGAUGGGUACCCAACUAAAGAAUGUGAAUAAUGGUUUUACAGUCCCCAGUGAUGCUAUGUGGUGAAUAGACCUAAUUCAGGACUGCAGUUGAAUGGAGCAUUAUUUCACUGUUGGUCUGGAUUGCAUGUCGCUGAGAAUAGACUCUGUAUUUUUUUUUUGAAUUUCCCUCCUGGUAUUCUUAAGGUCAGCUAAGCACAGUAAAUAAUCUUCACUCAGCAAGCAACCCAAAUCACCAUCCUCCUGUUCGAUGUAGCUAAUAAAUUCUGAGCAAACUCAACUCUCUGUGAAGCUUCCUAAUGGAUGCCUCACUGGACUGAAGAGCUUUUGGAAGCAAAAUAAAAUAAUCAUCUAAAGUUGAAUGUUUUUGGAUCAAGGUUACUAGGUCAACACUAAAUAUAAAACCAGUUUGAGAGACAUUUUUUAAUGGCACUUAGAAAUUAUAGCCAAAGGUCAGGUUGUUACAUGUGAUGUUGCUCAGAUCCUUUGAUGUUGAAAGUCUACAACUGACUUAUGUGUAAGAUAUACUUUUUUAAAACAUUAACUAUGAUUUAAAGUAGCAAGAGACAGUGUUCAGGCAGGGAAAAUAAAGUCCCCUUCCUCAGUUUUUUGGUUGAAAUGGUUUGAGCUCAGUAAUUUCAUUGAACUUGAAAAAAAAAUUAUUAAUACCUGCCUCCUCAAAGGGAAACAGGGAAGCUUGUCCCUGUCAAUUACUUCUUAGGAGUUUCUGAGAUAUUUUGCGAUUGCAAGAAAACUAUGGAUGAAAUCCAUACCAAUUAGAGAUCUUGUGUGUUUGGAACCAUUCAAAAAUGCUGUGCAGGGCUCAAAGGAAUUAGUAAAGCCUGCUGCAGUGCAGCUACAUUAUUAAUCUCCAAAGAGAAUAGAUACCAGAUGCUCACACUGCCCAAAGGACACCUCAGUGUUCUUGACAGUCUCUGGUCAUAUUGUCCUUCAGUAGAUUCAAAUGCCUGAAAUGAUUAUGGGUCAUGGGAUGACGUGGUUUGUAGAGAAGAAAUUACUAAUAAUCAGUUUGAAGAAAUGUACUAUUUUUGAUAGGCAGGAAAGGAAACCUUAUAUUCAAUUUGAUACUUGUAAAAAAAAAUUGCCUAGAGAGAAAUAGUAGAAACUCUUUCCCUAUCUUUUUAAAAUUUCAUUGACUGGCCUAGUGAUUGGCACAUCUAACCCAAGUGAUAAUCUCUUAAUGCAGUCCAGUUCUGUUGUUAAAUGGUUGAGGUAUGAUAUAUUCUUUAUUAAUUAAGUCAUUGAACAAAUAUUUUUAUCAGUGAAGUGUUGACGCUAGAAUAGUAAACAAAGCAGUCAUGGUCUCGUGGAGUUUAGGGAAAGAAGUGGGCAUUAAUCAAAAAUUACCCAUAUAAAUAAGUAAUUACAAACUGUGACAUGCUUUGAAGAGAAAAUAUUGGGUGCUGUGAGCAUGUUUGACAGGGGAACUUGACCUAGAGUUAAAGUUCUGGAUUCAUUUGUUUAAUCAUAUUUAUUGAGCGCCUACUUUGUGCCAAAAGGCAAAACAGAUUACCACGGCCAUUUAAAAUAUGACGCUCAUUACUCUCAGUUUGGUAGAUUAAGGGACAGUAGGAGCGAUAGCAAUGAACAACAUAAAAAUAAAUUAAAGCUAAAAAAGAUUCUAGGGAUGGAAUUUUAUUUUAGUCUUUUUUCAGACAUAGCUUCUGUCCAAUAUCCUAAGGAGCAUUUGAGCAAUGCUUAAGAUUUUUAGCAUGUCUAAAAAUUUUCAUAUUACUCAUUUUAUUUGAAAGUUCCGUGAGAAAAUACUGUAAAAUUUUAAACCUGUGGAAAGCAGAGAGUGGUGGAAUUGGUGGGAGGGACCCCAGGAUCCGAGUAUGUUCGCAUAAAUAGCAUUAUGCUCUCCUGCGAGUCGUCAACCUGCUCUACCUUCCUUCCCUGCCAGGCUUUGUGAAGAGCAGUCUUUAGUCAUGCCACUUCACAAACGCCUUGCAGCCCAAUAGAGUUUGGCUUCUGUCCAUCACACUGAAAUGGAUCUUCCUAAAGUCCACCAGGCUGCCUAACUGUUGAAUUCAGCCGUCUCCUCUCCGAUCUUAUUUGACUUGUCCUUUCUGUAGAUUAUGUCACUGGGGACUGUCCUCCAGCCUCAAACACUUUUCCAUGAUCUGACUCUGUCUCGGUUCCCUUGUCGUCCUCCUAUUUCUUGAAAUGCUCUCUUUUAUUUUCCUUCACUGACUCUUAUUCCUCGGCUCACCUUUUAAAUACCUGUCUGGUUCUCCACUCCCCUUAUAUUUGCCUUCUACAUAUCCUCAUCCAUAACCUUACUGUUCUCUAUGCUCUGAUGACUUUCACAUCUGUAUCUUUAGCUGGGGUCUCACUUCUGAGCCCACACAUCCCUCUGCUCCUAGAGAGUUCCAUACUAGUCGGGUUUUAUUAUUUUCCCUGAAAAACAUGUAUAACUAGCAUGAUCCAGUGAGUCGUACAAACUGGAAACCUAGUAGUAAUUUGACCCUACCUUUCUCCUUCACUCCCCAAUAGGCACCACCACAAUCAGUGAGUUCUGACUGCUUAGUCUCUCUCUAAUCACUCUCCUGCUCUCCAGCCCCAUUGCACAUGCUGCAUUUAGAGCUUCACCCCUUCUGUUUCCACAGUCUUCCAUCUGAUGUUCCUGUUUUCAUCCUUCUAUCUCCCACCCUCCAGCCUGCUUCCAGAACCAUCUUCCUAAAGCACCAAUCUGAUCACGUUACUAGUCUGCUUCAGGUGGCCCCCAGUCAUCGUGCCAUCGUUCAGCAUGUCCCUGGCAUUCAAAAUGCCACGGCCACUUAAAACUAUGGGGUACUUGACAAGACGAAAAAGCAAGGUAAUUAGUAACCAAAAUAAAAUUAAUGCUUGAAUAGUAUAUUGCACUGUAGCAUUUUUUUUUUUUUUUUUUGUCUUCUUGAAUUUUUGGAGUCUAUAGAUCUAGGCUAAUUUUAUGUAUUCUAACCCCCCUGCUUUUCUUUUCCUUUUUUUUUUUUUUUUAAAACUCCCUGCUUUUCAAGAUAAGUGUUUUAAGUAUUGUUUUUAUUUGAGGUACUGCUUAAUAAAGCUGAAUGGAGCAUGGGAGAAUGUGUGCCAAAACCAAUGGUUUUCUUUUUGUCAUAAUUACUGUUAAACCAUUUUAUUGACUAUAAUAGUUUGCCCCUUGAGACUUACUGCUUGUUUGCAGUAAUGAAAUCGUGUCAUCAGCAUAUAGGGGGAUACUUGUCCUUAUAUUGGCAGUGGCAGGAAGGCAGAAAUAUAGUGCAUCCUUACACUAUAACAAAUGAUCAAAUAUAGAGUUGAGAAGUGGUCUAUGGGGCGCCUGGGUGGCUCAGUCGGUUAAGUGUCUGUCUUUGGCUCAGGUUAUGAUCCCAGGGUCCUGGGAUCGAGUCCCACACCGGGCUCCCUGCUCAGCGGGAGUCUGCUUCUUCCUUACUCUCCCCCCUGCUUGUGAUCUCUCUCUCUUUCAAAUAAUAAAAUCUGUAAGAAAGAAAAGAAAAAAGAAAAGAGGUCUAUGAAGUUUUUUCCACCGAACCAGUUCUGGGAGGAGCCUACUCUGGCUUGCCGUGGUUCUAACUCAGGGGUCUUUGCAGAUGUCAUACUCUCAUGCAGUUAGCCCAGAAUCACUUUUUAGAUAGAGUCAAAUCUGAGCCAGUUAAAGCUCCUAAACCUUACACUGAUUUUGGGUCUUAUCAGUAAGGCAAAAAAUUAUAUAAUUGUGGUUAAUAGAAAAAUUAUGAUGCCUGAAAUCCAUUCCUGCUUCUCAUAAAAUAUUAGAUCAAGAGACUAAAAUCUGUAGUUUAUUAAAAAGAAAUCUCGGCCUCUUGUUCAAGAUGAUAGACUGAGCAUACAUGUUUGCUUCCCUCUCUCCCAAGAGAACCCUUUAAAGUGAGAGUAAGGAAAAGAAGAAAGAGGAGGAGGAGGAAGCAGAAGGGAAGGAGGAGAACCCCACUGCAAAGAGAACUGGAGUGGAGGAGGGGGUGUUGAGCAGACCAGAAAUUUUAGCCAAUUUUUCCAAGAAAAAAAAUGGCUGACAAUGCAUUACGGGGUGACCACCUGUAAUGCAGGACCGAUUAAAGAAAGUGGCAGCCCAAAGUACAUACAGGGGUUGUUGCCAAGAUGCCCAGCAGAAUUAUGAAGGGGCUCAAAGUGCAGAAUUGUCAAGAGCAAAAUGGGGGGUUGACAACAAGGUGUUUAACUGAAAAAAACAGCUAGACCAGUUUUGCAGCUUCCUCACUUUCAUAUUUAGAAUGACAGAUCAUCAAUUACCCACAGGGAAAAAAACCUGGAAGACUGCUCUCAAAAGAUAUGAAACAGCCUGUCUGGGAGAACUGGGGCUGCCAGUGAGGUGUUGUGCUCUAGAGUGAGCCAUUGCCCAGGCAGGUAUCCAGGAAAUGCUGGGACAGACCUUUGUCCUGCAGCAGAUGAUGACAGUGUUCCCAGAGCUCCCCGUCAUCUUUUCUGUUCAGAGUUGAGACCUAGUGAGGAAUAAACCCGCGCUGUACCUGAUUGCAGAGGAAGCCCCCGUCAGCUGCCUGGGACAACUGCCCCAGACCUCCAUUCUUAAAUAGAAAUGGCUGAACAAAAAAAAAAACCAAGAGCAUGGAAGACACAAACCAAGAAAAAGAGAACAGUUGCAUGAGAGGCAGCAGAGCUAUUUUAGACAACAACAGAAAAACCAAAGUAAAACAACUCUCUGGUUCAUAUUCUCAGAGAUAUUUGAAAUAGUUCAUUUAUAAAAUAAGAAGAUGAUGCUGUAAAAAAGACCAGAAAAGUUUAGAGACCAGGAAUAAUGUGAAAAAAAACAGGUUGCCAAAAGAUACUGAGGAUGCAACGUCAUUCAUGUGAAUUUUUAACAUUUAAAACAUUAUAUAUUGUUUAUGAAUGUAGACAUAUGUAGAAAAUGAAUCAAAAGAAGUGUGGGAAGGGUACGUAAACAAUUAUCUCUGGGGCACCAGGAAGUGUAGGAGUAGGGGAGAAGGCUGGAGGCAGAUCUGGCUAUAAUUGUAACAUGUUAUUUUGUUAGAAAAAGAGAAAAAUCUGAGACAAUAUAGAAAAAAUAUUAUCAGUUAAACUUGGGUAGUUAAUAUCUGUUAAAACAUGGAUGCCUAUGUAUUCUACAUAUUUUUACAUAUGGUUGAAAUAUUUGUAAUUAAAAUUCGAAAAGUAAAAUGUUGAAUUACAGAGGAAAUUUGUACAAUUGUAUAAGAAAGUCAUGGUCCAAACAAAAAAAUAAAAGAACACGUGGCCUGCCUUUUUUAUAGUGAUGCAGUGUAAAAGAAGGAAAAUCUGUUUGACUUUAGGCAGCCUGGGGUUAUGCCAGUUGGACUGUUGGAGAAGGAGAUACAAUCCCAGCAGUCUUUAGCUGUGCAGUAAGCAACAUGUAUGUAGCCAUAAUAAUACUAACGUCAUUUACUAGUUUUCAAGUCUUAGAAUCAACCCAUAGAAAAGCAUAGAAGACUUCAUUAAGGUUGGGCAUUAGAAUGGGGGAAAAGAGUAGGUAGAAGGAGGAUGGGGUGCCAAGGCCGUCUUGCAGACUGAAGGGUCCGACGAUGUUAAGCUAUAGGAUAGUCAUACAUUCGUGUGUUCAUCCAUCAGACAGUUUCUGCAACACCUCUUCUGUCUCAGGCACUGUUUUAGGUGAUUGGCAAUACACUGGUGGACAAAACUGACAAACUCUCCACUCUUAUUGAACUUACGGUCUAGUUCAAGAGGCACAUGGUACCAAACAAAGUUUUAAAAGAAUUAAAAAUAAUAUAACUAUCAAAAAUUGCAAGGGGGAAGGGAAGAGAGAUUAGUGGAAGUGUGGAGGCUUAGUCUUCAUCGUUGACAGGAGGGAAUCAAUUUGUAAUGUCAAACCAGCACUGUCCGAUGGUGGGGAUUUCUCUGUCUGUGGAAAUGAUGUUGGAAAUAUUCUCUACCUGUAGUGCCUGUGUUGUCCAGUGUAGUGACCAUUCACUACAUGUAACUGUUGAGAACUUGAAAUGUGGCUAGUAUGACUGAAGAGCUGAAAUUCUAUUUAAUUUUAAUUGAUUUAAACUUAAAUUGCAGCAUGUGGCUUAUAGCUUCUGUAUUGGAUAGUGCAGAUUUAAAAUGAAGGAAUCAAGAGGGAGCGGCAGAAGCAUAUUUUUUAGAAUUAAACCUAAAACCUGUUAAUAAACAUGGUUGUUUGCAGGGGUGGGAAAUAUUGAAAGGGAACAUUUCACUAUGAGUCAUCUUGCACUCUUUGAUUUUCUACAACAUGCAUAUAUUUGGUUGAUUACUACUUAAACUUUUGGGUCUUUGAGGGGGAAUAGAGUAUCAUCCUUUUAAGAAUGAGAUAAAAGCUAAUGCUUGAAGUGUCGAAUCGCAGUGAAUAAAGGGGCAAGAAUCAGAGCUCUAAACUUCAAACAAUUCUUGUUAGCAGGGGGUCUUCGCAAAAUGUUGUCUUAUUUGGUUGAGGUAGCUAAUAAGGUAAAUCAUGGUCAGUGAGGUUAACAGAUCCUGGCUUCAGAGAUACUAAAAGCUACAAGUUCUGAAACACGGUCCUAGAAUCAUAGAGCUGUGAGAAUUGGUACAUGCAGAAAACCACAGGUCUGUAAAUGUCCCGUGUGUCUCACUGAAACCACGCUCAAAUAUUUAUCAUUAUUAAACCAUCACCCGAGCCCAAGUGGAAUUUACUGUGCUCAAACUGAUUUUGCAUUUGAAGAUAAUAAAAUGUUUGUAAUUACAUUUCAAUUUAAUGAAUUCUCGGGCACGGGUAUUUUCUGCCGUGUUCUACUGAUGGGUCACGUAGCUAAUUUACUGGGGUUUCUCAUUUUUAUUUGGGGGUUGGGGGACGAUCCAGGGAAUGUGGCAGCUGUAUAGCAAAUCCUUGUUAAAUUAAGAGUAGGGAAAGAAGGGCCACAUUUUCUAGAUAUGGUACAGAUGGGAUUGGCUUCAACUUGUUUAUAACCUGUUGCUAGUUUUAACAACUUGUUUCAAAGAUUUUUGAAAGGAAGGAGGAAAAGGUUGGGAUGGAGAGAAGAGCAAGUUUUUCUCAGGAGGCAGUUGGAGUGAAACAUUUAAAGUGUGUCAGCAGAAAACCACCUGUGGAAAGCUGUAUCACUGUUCAGGGAUGGGUUCGAGGAGAUUCUGAGCAGCUUUAGUAAGCCCCAUUCUGAGUGAGAAGGAAUAAUUCUUUUUACUGCAAUCUAAAAAAAAAAAAAAAAAAAAAAAAACCACCCUAGUGUAGAGGGUAGCAAGCGCCAAAGAUCUACUACUAACAAACGGAAUCACUUGCUCUUAUAUUUGAGAUGUAAAUAAACAUAUCCUGGAUUUGCUGCCCAUUAUGCCAAUACUGUCAAGGGCCUUCUGCCCAUUAGUGUGGCCCGAUGGUCGUUGGGUCACACGGGAGCAGGACUGCCGACAGCCCCACGCAGCUGUUGUGCUUGGGCUACCUGUAUUUAUAUGCUGUCUGCAGAUGAGGAUUCGUUGAGAGGAGAAUCUAUUUAUUGAAUACAAGACAUUCCCGAUAACAACAGGCUAAUAUCUAAAAAGUACAGCUUAUAUUUUUAGAAAUAAAACGAUAAUACCCCCCAAUCUGAGCUCAUCACAUAGAAACAAAGGGAUGUCUUGGGGGUGGGGUGAGCCAACUCUGUUUAUCCAGGUUUUCGAAUGACUGUUCUUUCAAAAAGUGCAUGGAAUGCAUCCAAAACAAAUAAUGUUUUGUUAGAUGAGAAGACCAAAAGGGAAAUCCUAAAGAAAGGAGGAUGGAUGAUCUUUCUUUAAUGUCAAAACUGACAUAAACACAUCCCCUCCCCCUUUUGCUCAAGAUAAUUUUCUCAACAAGACCCAGAUUGCUUCAGUCUUGCCUAUCACUCUUUGAAGCACUUCCCUUAUUAUUUGGAGUGGAGGCAGGGUUUCCUUUGAGGAUUUUUGCAGCAGUGAAGAGUUCCUCCUUUAAAUACUUUCACAUGAUGAGGGAAUUCCGCUUUCAAAGUGCUGUCAUCUCUUGGCUUCUCUGCCAUGAGACAAUUUAUUCUUGGGUGAAGGUCCUUCUUCGUUUGAUUGUCAAUAAGGACUUGCUUUUCUGAUGGAUUCUCCUUCAGCUUUAUCUGGGAGACCUAGAGAAAAAAAUUCAAUGUUCUCCUGUGUUAAACUUAUUGAAGUUGGCCAUGAUUCUCUUUUGAAACGUGUUCCAUCACAUGGGGUUACUUAUAGUCUUCAACAUGGUUGCCCUUGUCAAUCUCCACUAAGAUUUGGAUGACCUAUCAAAUAUUCCAUCUUGAAAACUGCCUUUCUCUUACUGCGCAGAGAGACACUGAAUUUGGGGAAGUUUUGAAGAGAAUUUUUUUUUUUUUGGUUGGUUUUUUAGUGUUUCUUCUGAUAUUUAACCAACGCCAUGGGAAACAACCAAUAAACUAUUCAAGUGUCAACAGUUUUCCCAGAAACAUUGAAAUCUUUUGAGAACCCCAACUCCAUGUCACUACACCUCAUCCUUGUCUGCUCUUGAAUAUAGUCUUCUGGAAAAUUCUAUAAAUAUUUAAUUCAUGGAGACAAAAUGUAUAGCUGUAUAAUUUAAUAGCUCAUUUGAAAGCAGUUCCCUUCCCUCCCCCAAAUUUUUAAUAGGCAAUGAUUCACAAUAGUUAGGAAAGAAUUAGAAUGAAGAAACCCCAAAUAGAAAUGACAGUUUUCUCAAUAUUAUUACCUAAGGUGAGCUUCUAAGUAUUUGUGGUUAUUUUAGAUAAAUGAAUAAAUAUUAUCCAUGUCCCAAAGUAGAUUACGUCAUUUAUGUCAUUACUCUUGGACUUUCUCUUUGAACAGUUUGGUUGUUAGUGAGAGAAUCAGUAUUGUUGAGGAUACAUUCAUUAUCUGCUUCCACCUAGAAGCUCCUAAGUGCAACGAUGUACCUACCAACCAAUCUAGACAUGGCACUAAACGUAUUUCUUAAAACCUACAAUCUCCUUCGUAUUAUAGUAUUGAAAUGAAUGAUGUCUUGACCUCGUAUUGAGGAAGAAAGUGGAAUGUGAGAAGAGAACCCUAGACUAAAGUCAGAAUACACAGAUUCUAGCUUUGGCCCUGCCACGUACUGACUGUGUAAUAUUGGCAAGUACCAUACCCUUCGGCUCCCUCUCCCUCUCCUCCUCACAAAAAAUCCUAAGUUAGUGACCUAGAUGGUCUUCAUGCAUUUACCAUCCUAAGUAAAUAAUAAGCUUACUCUACCUAUAAAGAGAAGCUUAAUUAUGGUGUUUGAGCCAAGUUGAAUACUCCAGUGAAAAAAUAGCAUCGCUAAUUUCUUAAUCUAUUCUGUAAAAAAGGAAUGUGAUUAUAUUUUCUGUCUCCUGUGGGACUCUGUGCUGUACCGUAAUUAUCCAUCCCGUCUUCUUGUUUAUGCAGACUCUGCCUUAAAAGUGUUUACCAUCUAGUGAGGAAAGCAUGGAAACAAGUCAAAAAUCCAGUAUGAUAAGUAGAACAAGAUAAGUGUAUAUAAUAUGAAGAAGUAGCAUGGGAGGAGGGAAUAUAUAUUUUAUAUACAUUUCUCCCUACCUAUUCUGAAUUCUAGAAAUAGGAAAAUGUAUGUGUGUUGGAGGGUAGCUUUAUGGAAAAUUAAAAAAUAAAUUCCUAACUCUUUACCUGUUUACUACCAAAUCAAAUAUGUCCCUCCAUAAUAUUAGUUGCCAUAACCAGCAAUCAAAUGAGUUAUAGCAUGGAAGGUUAAAAAAUAUAGAAUGUUCUCUUUUGUUUCAUAGCUAAAUUAUUUUUUAAUGUCUUCAAACAUCACCUUUAAACCUCUCUUUUCUAGCCAUUGGCACUUCUGCCAUUGAACAAAGAAGAAUACGUAAAUGUGCCAAGUAGUCAUUGUAAACCCAAAACUGUAGCGUAGAAUAUGUUUAGAUUCUCUUUACAAUUUAGAAAACAGGGAAAAACAAGUUUUCUUAAGAGUACUGGUGUGUCUUGGUGUGAUUGUUUUUCGAGGAAUGUUAUCUUAUAUCUAGAAAAUUAAGGUUUUCCUGGUGAUUUGUAGCUAUCUUGAACUCAAAUCGGGGAAUGGGAAAGUGUUUCAACUCUGGGUGUUAAAUCCAGCACCAACUGUGAAAGUUAUACUGUUGCCUAGUGGGGAGUGGGGGGUUUAGAGGAGUUUCUUAUCAAAACUUGGCCUGAGCUAAUUUGUUUUGUUUGAAACUGGAAAUCAAAUUGUUGAAGUUUGCAUUCUGUUUUCUUUCAGUUGGUGUAUUAACACAAAGCACCGUAUUUUUAAAGGGCUUCCUCCUUUCUACAGGAAUAAAUUUGGCUUCUGGAAGAGGAAAAAAAAAAAAACAAAACUGUACCAGCAGUUCGGCAACAUCACACCUCUUCCAUCAUUUUGGGCUUCAGCUCAGGAACUCCCGACAAAUGUUCUGGAAAUAUGUAAAAACAUGCCUAGAAGUACUGAACAUAAAACCUGACUGUACACUCAUAAACAUUUGUACAAUCUUAUGGUCCUUAUCACUGAGUUUCUUAAAGCCGUGUGUGCAUAUUUAAAAAAUCAUUUGAAUAAAUUAAAAUUGGAACAAGAUGCUAUUUGAGAGAAGGUGCUCCCUAGAGAUGCCUGAAGAACACUGCUCUAUGACUUUCUUCUAGGAAGUAAGCAAGCCUCUUGCCCAUAAAAUAGAAGCUGCUUUCCAGAUAGCCCUGUCCCAAGAAAUUAGAUUAAGAUGGAAACUAUGGAAUAGUCAUUUUUUUAAUAUUUUAACAAACUAAGUACUGAAAAAGCAUGCUUCCUAAAGAGGCAUGGAAAGUUGAAAAGUUAACAGCCAGAACAAUUGUAAUAAAUCAAUCCUUUAAAAAUAAAUCUUAAAAAAGAAAAAAAAAGCGGUGGGGGUGGGGCACCCAAGUGGCUCAGUUGGUUGGGUGUCUGACUCUUGGUAUGGGCUCAGGUCAUGAUUUUGGGGUCCUGGGAUCCAGCCCUGUGUCAGGCUCCGUGCUCAGCGGGGGUCUGUUUGAGGAUUUCUCUCUUUCUCUCCCUCUGUCCCUCUCCCCAUGGCACAUGCGUGUGCGUGCGCGUGCUCUCUCUCUCUCUCAAAUAAAUAAACAAAUUUUUAAAUUAAAAAAAAAACAACUGGAUUGUGUUUUGGAAAAUGUCACACUGUUAAGACUCCUAGUGGGUGCCCAGUGACUCUGAAGAUGAGAGACAAGACCAAGUGGUAAGAGAGAGCUUUAUAAAUCCAGAGGCACUCUAGAAAACUACUGGGUGGUCUAAGAAUGCUUCUUGAAACAUAAACUCCCAAUGCAACUGUGAUCUGAAUGUGAGGAGAAAGUUAUUCUUAAAAAAGAGUUGUACUCUUAGGAAAUAUAUUAUCCUUCAGCUUUUGACCUUUUUUUUUCAGGUUGAAGAAGUUAAGCAUGAUUCAUAUACUAAAGAUUUUCAUUCUUUGCUUAGUAGUUCUUUAAAAUUAUAUUCUAACCCAAGGCUGUCUCUCUGUCCUGUUUUGUUCUGGUGCUGCUCUGCCCCAG
Molecule: messenger RNA, 49307 nt
Organism: Mirounga angustirostris (Northern elephant seal)
Lineage: Eukaryota; Metazoa; Chordata; Mammalia; Carnivora; Phocidae
Gene: MSRB3
Product: methionine sulfoxide reductase B3
Exons: 6
Coding region: 56-733 (225 amino acids)
Biological process (GO): protein repair; response to oxidative stress
Cellular component (GO): cytoplasm
Molecular function (GO): peptide-methionine (R)-S-oxide reductase activity
Source: RefSeq, a predicted model, not a curated record